This is a messenger RNA of Psylliodes chrysocephalus, 50898 nucleotides long. The record is from the annotation of a GenBank genome assembly. Lineage: Eukaryota; Metazoa; Arthropoda; Insecta; Coleoptera; Chrysomelidae.
AUGAUUUAUUUUCUGAAUAAUAAAAAAAAUAGUUGCACAAAAUACCUCAUUUACCUGUAUCACAAAAUAUACACUCUAGUAAGUCCUUUUAUCCACCCUCAAAUAUUAUUCCAUGCGACAGCAAGUGCAUCACCUCAGGAUGAUGACGAUUCCUUGGACACCGAUGGCUUCCGAGAGGACGAAUGCUUACUAGAAACCCCCACUCCUGGAGAAGAUGAUCCCGCUUCUCAAGAAUACUCUUCCUAUAUGAUUAGAGAUAUAGACAACCAAGACGUAACCGCUUACGACAACAUUUGCCAGUACUACCAACACCAAGCGAGGCUCUUCGCCGGGCAUCGCAAGCGACUCGCUUCUACCGAAGAUCUAGAUGCGGAUGUGAUAGAAUCUACCUCCAAUAUACUGCCUUCCAACGUACUUACUAGUGAUUUACCGGGAAUUGAUAAAAUAGAUUUAAAUAAAAUAAAGUCCGGUGAUGUAAUAUAUACGUCACCGGAAGAAAAAGGUGCUAAGGAUUCAAAGAGGCCGGAAGAUUGGGAGAGAAAGGAACGAAAGACUGUUGAAAGACUGCAAGGUGGUGCCGGUAAGGAAAAGGUACCACCAUCCGAAGAAAAGAUAACGCUUAAAGUAACUCCAGAGAAAAAAGUUAGCGUGACUUAUUCGCACGAUAGUACAACUAAAAAAUUGUCAUCAGAUAACAUCGAACAAGCCGUAGUUGGCGUUGUACAAAAAACUAAUACCGAAUUAACUUACCCACAACAAAACAUAACUAAAUCACCAGAUGAAGAUACCGCUCCCAUUGACAUUAAACAAAACGACAAAGAAAAACCGCAACAAGUAAAUCGAAGUACAUCUCCUUUGACUAACAAAGAAAUAUCUCCUUCACCGGAAGGUUCACCUCCGACUGUAACCGACUUAUCGAAACCUACCUUAGAACUUAUUAUUGGUCGCAAAGAGGUCCGCACUAAGGAAGCGUUGGCAACUGCUGAAAGCAGGCUUACCUUGUACGGGACUAAAGACGUCGAAAUAUCCAUCAAAUCCCAAUCACACAUCUCUGUUACGACAACUAAAAGGGACAACUCUGGUAUGGAGACAUCGGAAAAGUUCGAUGUCGGUAUGUGUACCACAGCUGGUACCGAGAAACUGUCUCCUGAAGACAUUCAUACAGCCUUUGUAGACAAACACGAAUCGUACAUUAUACCACCCGUGUCCGAGAUCCCUCAUAAGAAGAAAGAAGAAUCGGUCAAUUUCAGUGGAAGGAAACAUAUUUAUACUUAUCACGAAACAGACCAUCCAUCAUCGCCAGCGCACUCGCCUGUGAGUUACAGCGAAUCGCAUCACGUAACAGAUACAGGCAUCUCAAUCACUAGAGGUAACACAGCAACCUUAUCCAGUCCUGCAGACCGUCCAUUAGGUACCUUAGUACAAACAACCGGCUUCAUUUCUGAUACCGCACAUGGUGAAACAGAGGAAUUCGAAUGUACUGAUGCUGGACUGAGUCCUAUUCAAGCUGACGAAUUUCCACCGCAUGAUUUCGAAGAUGAGGUUAACCCAUUUACCGACACAGGUACUAGUCCUAUCGAAUUCCCAGAGUCUACUUCGGUGCCAAUUUCUCAAGUCGACACUUCUGAAGCUGGUACCAUUACCGAUCAAAUCGAUACUAAAGACUCCACUUGUAGCCCAAUAAUUCCGGAGGAAACCCUACCAAUAUCGGUUGCUGAUAUAAUAAAAGACGAGGAGAUUCUAGCUAUACGUAGGGGAUCUGGUGAUGUUAGGGCUAAAAUUAAAAUGUUAGAAGAGCAUGCUAGCAAAUCGCCGCAAAAGAAAUAUGAGAAAAAACAACGUGACCUGGUUGACUCUGAAGAUGAAAUGUCGAGUAUGAAAGAAGAAGAAAUAUAUAAGGGGUCGACCGAAACUUUGGCCAAUCUCGAUGAUGAAGAAUAUAAACUGGAAACGAUUACCGAACAAAUGGUUAAAGAAAAAGUCGAAGAAAAGUCUGUUGUUAAAGAAACUAAAUCCAAAACAACCACCCCCGUUCAUACUAAGCACGUAGGAAAGAAAAUUGCCGAAUUACAGAAGAUAUUUUCAACUGAAACUGAACCUGAAGAAGAUACAUCUUAUAAAUCUCCAGUCAAAAUAAAAUCCAAGGAUAAAACUGAAAAAUUAUUAACGAAGCCAUUCGUUGAAACAGGAAACAUUUUAUCUGAUGCGACAAAACUUGAAGAAGAAACAGCAAAAGUGGAUAUUUCUCAAAUUGAGAAAGGUGACGAAGAAAUAGAGGAAAUCUAUAACAAAUCAGUAAAAGACAAGAAAUCAAUGUUCGAAGAAUUGAUUUCAAAAUCUCAAGAAUCCACACCGAAGAAGAUCCACAGAGAGAUAUCGGAAGAUAAAGUUAAAUCACUUCUCGAAGAAAAUAUAGAGAAGCAGGUCCAGAAAGAAGUGUAUGCACCUUUACCUCCAGAGAAAGGCGCAGGUGUCUGCACAAAGGCGGAAAAAGAAUUCACUGAGGCUGAACUCAACGAAUGCUUAACUGCAAUUGAAGAAGACGUAAUCACAGAACAGAAAAAGAACAUUCGUGCAAUCAUUAAUUCUAUUGAAGAAAGAAAUAAAAUAUUAGAUGGAACCUGUGUAGAGCCAGUGUGUGUUAAGGUUCAUGUUGAGCCACGUACUCCAAGAUCAGUCUCGCCAUACCAAGAAGUAGUAGAAGAAGAGGAGCUCAAAAUUGAGCAAAUAUGUGCAACUGAAUUACCAAUUGAACAGCUUAAAGAUGUAUCUUCGGGUUUAGCUAAGAUGUUUGAUGAUCAUACUAAAAUUAUUGAACACAUUAGUGGAAAAGGCUUGGAUGUAUGUGAGGAACCGUGUAUCAAAAAAGGAAUAUGUAAACUAGAAGAAACCGAUGAAUAUAAAGAAACCGCAGUCAAAGAAAAAGAGAAAGUAAAAAGUGUCACUGCAGAAUUAUCUAAAAUGUUUGAUAAUCAGGUUAAAAUUAUUGAACAACUUAGCGAAACGAGCUUAGAUGUAUGCGAAGAACCAUGUGUUAAAAAGGAAAUUUGCAAACUGGAAGACGACAAGAAAGAUCCGCAAGAGAAAGUUUCAGACACAACCCAUAAAGAAACAAGCGAUAAACAAUACGAUAUAAGUGAAGAAACAUUUGCGAAAAAAGUUUCCGUAUUUGAAAAGCAGAAAAUAUCCGAAGACCCAGUAAAGAUACCUAAACCGAGCUUGGAAAACAAACAACUUUCUCCUCCUACAACUGUAGCCUCCGAAAAAACCUCUCCGAAACAACUAGACCUAAAAGAUAUCGAUAUAGUCCAUGUUCCGACCACUCAACAAGAGAUACGGCAAAUGAUGUCAGAGGUUUUGGAGGCAUCCAAACAAAUUCGUCAAGAAGUGAAAGAACUAAAACCAGAUUUAACCCCGACACCGGAAGGGCAGUUAAUAACGAUGUCGCCUGUUUCGGAUCUGCCAGGCUUGACAAAAGCUGAAAAGGAAUUGGAAAAUAUCAAAUGGUCGACUAGAAGUUCAUUCGAUAAGAAAAAAUUAUCGACUACAGAACAAGAAAUCAUAGAAGGAACCCCAGAGAUUACAAUAGAAAGUAAAGUUCAAAUCAAACAAUUGCGAAGUGUCCAAGAAAUAAAAUCAAAAGAGACACUUUCUCAAAAAACUGUAACGAUUGAAAAACGUGUUAAAGGAUAUGAGACAACAAAAACAUUAAUGGAAGAAGAAACAUGUCAAGAAACUGUUUCACCAACGUUCGAAGAUAAAGAUCAAGAUGAUGAAAAAACCAAAUUAGGUAUUAAACAACAUUCAGCAGAAAUUUUCAGAACGUUGGUAGAGACUAUUUCCACAGAAACACUAACAAACGAACAAUCUAAGAUAAGAUCCACAACAUUUGCCAAGCAAACAGCCACCACUGAAGAUAAUAACAUUGAACAAAGUGAGCUUACUGACCACAUACUUGCAGCAAGUGAAAAUAUUCUACAUUCUAGUAAAAUAGAUGGAGAUGAAGUAACGGAAAGUACCCUUAUACAAACUAGUACAAAUUUAAAAGAAAGCAGUGAAAGUAGUUAUAGGUCUAGAGAUACAUCAAAAAUAACAAAUAUAACAGAACAACGAACAAUAAUGCUUGAACAUUCAUCAGAACGCGUAGCUACAACUGAUUCUCAAACAUAUUUAGAACAACAAGAAAAGAAAGAUGAAUAUCAAUCGACUGCAUAUACAGAAAAAGUAAUAAUGAGAAAAGAUACUUCACUAUUGACUCAUAAAAGUCCAGACCAAUCAGAACACCAAGAUAUUUUAAUAAAAAAAUCUCCGAAAGAAAGUCCAAAAUCUCCAAUUAAACCACAAGAACUAGAAAUUUCUCAUAAUAUUCCAGCAAAACUUAAUAUUAAAUCGCCGAUUGAUAAAAACUACAUUACUCCUAAAUCUAAACUAGACGAACAUGAAAUAACUAGAAAACUUACAGACGACGAGGUUGUUCCUCAUAUUACGGAAGAUAAAAAAUCUUCUGAAGAAAGUCCAAAAUAUCAAAUUAAACCGCAAGAACUAGACAUUACUCCUAAAUCUAAAUCUAUACCAGACGAACAUAAAAUAACUAGAAAACCUACAGACGAAGAGGUUGUACCUCAUAUUACGGAAGAUAAAAAAUCUCCGAAAGAAAGUCCAAAAUCUCCAAUUAAACCACAAGAACUAGAAAUUUCUCAUGAUAUUCCAGAAAAACUUGAUAAUAAAUCGCCGAUUGACAAAAAAGACAUUACUCCUAAAUCUAAACCAGACGAACAUGAAAUAACUAGAAAACUCACAGACGAAGAGGUUGUUCCUCAUAUUACGGAAGAUAAAAAAUCUUCUGAAGAAAGUCCAAAAUCUCCAAUUAAGCCACAAGAACUAGACAUUUCUCAUGACAUUCCAGCUAAACUUGUUAUUAAAUCGCCGAUUGACAAAAAAGACAUUACUCCUAAAUCUAUACCAGACGAACAUAAAAUAACUAGUAAACCUACAGACGACGAAGAUAUUCCUCAUAUUACAGAUGAUAAAAAAUCUCCGAAAGAAAGUCCAAAAUCUCCAAUUAAACCACAAGAACUAGACAUUUCUCCUGACAUUCCAGCAAAACUUGAUAUUAAAUCGCCGAUUGACAAAAAAGACAUUACUCCUAAAUCUAAAUCUAUACCAGAUGAACAUAAAAUAACUAGUAAACCUACUGACGACGAGGUUGUUCCUCAUAUUACGGAAGAUAAAAAACCUCCGAAAGAAAGUACAAAAUCUCCAAUUAAACCACAAGAACUAGACGUUUCUCAUGACAUUCCAGCAAAACUUGAUAUUAAAUCGCCGAUUGACAAAAAAGACAUUACUACUAAAUAUAUACCAGACGAACAUAAAAUAACUAGUAAACCUACAGACGACGAGGUUGUUCCUCAUAUUACAGAUGAUAAAAAAUCUCCGAAAGAAAGUCGAAAAUCUCCAGUUAAACCACAAGAACUAGACAUUUCUCAUGACAUUCCAAAAAAACAUGAUAUUAAAUCUCCGGUAGAUAAGAAAGUCAUUACUCCUAUAUCUUCAGCUAAAGCAGACGAACAUGAACUAACUAAAAAACCUAUAGACGAUGAAGUAGUUCCACAUAUAACGGAAGAUAAAAAACCUCCGAAAGAAACUCCAAAAUCUCCAAUUAAACCACAAGAACUAGACAUUUCUCAUGGCAUUCCAGAAAAACAUGAUAUUAAAUCUCCGGUAGAUAAGAAAGUCAUUAGUCCUAUAUCUCCAGCUAAACCAGACGAAUAUGAAAUAACUGAAAAACCUAUAGACGACAAAGUAGUUCCACAUAUAACGGAAGAUAAAAAAUCUCCGAAAGAAAGUCCAAAAUCUCCAAUUAAACCAGAAGAACUAGACAUUUCUCAUGAUAUUCCAGCAAAACAUGAUAUUAAAUCGCCGAUUGACAAAAAAGACAUUACUCCUAAACCUAUACCAGACGAACAUAAAAUAACUAGUAAACCUACAGACGACGAGGUUGUUCCUCAUAUUACGGAAGAUAAAAAAUCUCCGAAAGAAAGUACAAAAUCUCCAAUUAAACCACAAGAACUAGACAUUUCUCAUGACAUUCCGGAAAAACAUGAUAUUAAAUCUCCGGUAGAUAAGAAAGUCAUUACUCCUAUAUCUCCAGCUAAACCAGACGAACUUAAAAUCAUUGAAAAACCUAUAGACGACAAAGUAGUACCACAUAUAACGGAAGAUAAAAAAUCUCCGAAAGAAAGUCCAAAAUCUCCAAUUAAACCAGAAGAACUAGACAUUUCUCAUGAUAUUCCAGCAAAACUUGAUAUUAAAUCGCCGAUUGACAAAAAAUACAUUACUCCUAAAUAUAUACCAGAAGAACAUAAAAUAACUAGUAAACCUACAGACGACGAGGUUGUUCCUCAUAUUACAGAUGAUAAAAAAUCUCCGAAAGAAAGUCGAAAAUCUCCAGUUAAACCACAAGAACUAGACAUUUCUCAUGACAUUCCAAAAAAACAUGAUAUUAAAUCUCCGGUAGAUAAGAAAGUCGUUACUCCUAUAUCUCCAGCUAAAGCAGACGAACAUGAAAUAACUAAAAAACCUAUAGACGAUGAAGUAGUUCCACAUAUAACGGAAGAUAAAAAACCUCCGAAAGAAACUCCAAAAUCUCCAAUUAAACCACAAGAACUAGACAUUUCUCAUGACAUUCCAAAAAAACAUGAUAUUAAAUCUCCGGUAGAUAAGAAAGUCGUUACUCCUAUAUCUCCAGCUAAACCAGACGAAUAUGAAAUAACUGAAAAACCUAUAGACGACAAAGUAGUUCCACAUAUAACGGAAGAUAAAAAAUCUCCGAAAGAAAGUCCAAAAUCUCCAAUUAAACCAGAAGAACUAGACAUUUCUCAUGAUAUUCCAGCAAAACAUGAUAUUAAAUCGCCGAUUGACAAAAAAGUCAUUACUCCUAAAUCUAUACCAGACGAACAUAAAAUAACCAGUAAACCUACAGACGACGAGGUGGUUCUCCAUAUUACGGAUAAUAAAAAACCUCCAAAAGAAAGUCCAAAAUCUCGAAUUAAACCACAAGAACUAGACGUUUCUCAUGAUAUUCCAGCAAAACUUGAUUUUAAAUCGAUUGACAAAAAAGACAUUACUCCUAAAUCUAUACCAGACGAACAUAAAAUAACUAGUAAACCUACAGACGACGAGGUUGUUCCUCAUAUUACGGAUGAUAAAAAAUCUCCGAAAGAAAGUCCAAAAUCUCCAAUUAAACCACAAGAACUAGACAUUUCUCAUGACAUUCCAGAAAAACAUGAUAAUAAAUCACCGGUAGAUAAGAAAGUCAUUAUUCCUUUAUCUCCAGCUAAACCAGACGAACAUGAAAUUACUAAAAAGCCUAUAGACGAUGAAGUAGUUCCACAUAUAACGGAAGAUAAAAAAUCUCCGAAGGAAAGUCCAAAAUCUUCAAUUAAACCACAAGAACUAGACAUUUCUCAUGACAUUCCAGAAAAACAUGAUAGUAAAUCUCCGGUAGAUAAGAAAGUCAUUACUCCUAUAUCUCCAGCUAAACCAGACGAACAUGAGAUAAAUGAAAAACCUAUAGAAGACGAAGUAGUUCCACAUAUUACGGAAGAUAAAAAAUCUCCGAAAGAAAGUACAAAAUCUCCAAUUAAACCAGAAGAACUAGACAUUUCUCAUACUAUUCCAGCAAAACUUGAUAUUAAAUCGCCGAUUGACAAAAAAGACAUUACUCCUAAAUCUAAAUCUAUACCAGACGAACCUAAAAUAACUAGUAAACCUACUGACGACGAGGUUGUUCCUCAUAUUACAGAUGAAAAACCUCCGAAAGAAAGUCCAAAAUCUCCAAUUAAACCAGAAGAACUAGACAUUUCUUAUGACAUUAGAGCAAAAUAUGAUAUUAAAUCGCCGAUUGACAAAAAAGACAUUACUCCUAAAUCUAUACCAGACGAACAUAAAAUAACUAGUAAACCUACAGACGACGAGGUUGUCCCUCAUAUUACGGAUGAUAAAAAAUCUCCGAAAGAAAGUCCAAAAUCUCCAAUUAAACCACAAGAACUAGACAUUUCUCAUGACAUUCCAGCAAAACUUGAUAUUAAAUCGCCGAUUGACAAAAAAGACAUUACUCCUAAAUCUAAAUCUAUACCAGACGAACAUAAAAUAACUAGUAAACCUACUGACGACGAGGUUGUUCCUCAUAUUACGGAAGAUAAAAAACCUCCAAAAGAAAGUCCAAAAUCUCCAAUUAAACAACAAGAACUAGACGUUUCUCAUGACAUUCCAGCAAAACUUGAUAUUAAAUCGCCGAUUGACAAAAAAGACAUUACUCCCAAACCUACACCAGACGAACAUAAAAUAACUAGUAAACCUACAGACGACGAGGUUGUUCCUCAUAUUACGGACGAUAAAAAAUCUACUAAAGAAAUUCCAAAAUCUCCAAUUAAACCACAAGAACUAGACAUUUCUCAUUACAUUCCAGCAAAACUUGAUAUUAAAUCGCCGAUUGACAAAAAAGACUUUACUCCUAAAUUUAUACCAGACGAACAUAAAAUAACUAGUAAACCUACAGACGACGAGGUUGUUUCAGAUAUUACGGAUGAUAAAAAAUCUCCGAAAGAAAGUCCAAAAUCUCCAAUUAAACCACAAGAACUAGACAUUUCUCAUGACAUUCCAGAAAAACAUGAUAUUAAAUCUCCGUUAGAUAAGAAAGUCAUUACUCCUAUAUCUCCAGCUAAACCAGACGAACUUAAAACCAUUGAAAAACCUAUAGACGACAAAGUAGUACCACAUAUAACGGAAGAUAAAAAAUCUCCGAAAGAAAGUCCAAAAUCUCCAAUUAAACCAGAAGAACUAGACAUUUCUCAUGAUAUUCCAGCAAAACAUGAUAUUAAAUCGCCGAUUGACAAAAAAGACAUUACUCCUAAACCUAUACCAGACGAACAUAAAAUAACUAGUAAACCUACAGACGACGAGGUUGUUCCUCAUAUUACGGAAGAUAAAAAAUCUCCGAAAGAAAGUACAAAAUCUCCAAUUAAACCACAAGAACUAGACAUUUCUCAUGACAUUCCGGAAAAACAUGAUAUUAAAUCUCCGGUAGAUAAGAAAGUCAUUACUCCUAUAUCUCCAGCUAAACCAGACGAACUUAAAAUCAUUGAAAAACCUAUAGACGACAAAGUAGUACCACAUAUAACGGAAGAUAAAAAAUCUCCGAAAGAAAGUCCAAAAUCUCCAAUUAAACCAGAAGAACUAGACAUUUCUCAUGAUAUUCCAGCAAAACUUGAUAUUAAAUCGCCGAUUGACAAAAAAGACAUUACUCCUAAAUAUAUACCAGAAGAACAUAAAAUAACUAGUAAACCUACAGACGACGAGGUUGUUCCUCAUAUUACAGAUGCUAAAAAAUCUCCGAAAGAAAGUCGAAAAUCUCCAGUUAAACCACAAGAACUAGACAUUUCUCAUGACAUUCCAGCAAAACUUGAUAUUAAAUCGCCGAUUGACAAAAAAGACAUUACUCCUAAAUCUAAAUCUAUACCAGACGAACAUAAAAUAACUAGUAAACCUACUGACGACGAGGUUGUUCCUCAUAUUACAGAAGAUAAAAAACCUCCGAAAGAAAGUCCAAAAUCUCCAAUUAAACCACAAGAACUAGACGUUUCUCAUGACAUUCCAGCAAAACUUGAUAUUAAAUCGCCGAUUGACAAAAAAGACAUUACUUCUAAAUCUAUACCAGACGAACAUAAAAUAACUAGUAAACCUACUGACGACGAGGUUGUUCCUCAUAUUACGGAAGAUAAAAAACCUCCGAAAGAAAGUCCAAAAUCUCCAAUUAAACCACAAGAACUAGACGUUUCUCAUGACAUUCCAGCAAAACUUGAUAUUAAAUCGCCGAUUGACAAAAAAGACAUUACUCCCAAACCUACACCAGACGAACAUAAAAUAACUAGUAAACCUACAGACGACGAGGUUGUUCCUCAUAUUACGGACGAUAAAAAAUCUACUAAAGAAAUUCCAAAAUCUCCAAUUAAACCACAAGAACUAGACAUUUCUCAUUACAUUCCAGCAAAACUUGAUAUUAAAUCGCCGAUUGACAAAAAAGACUUUACUCCUAAAUUUAUACCAGACGAACAUAAAAUAACUAGUAAACCUACAGACGACGAGGUUGUUUCUCAUAUUACGGAUGAUAAAAAAUCCCAGAAAGAAAGUCCAAAAUCUCCAAUUAAACCACAAGAACUAGACAUUUCUCAUGACAUUCCAGAAAAACAUGAUAUUAAAUCUCCGGUAGAUAAGAAAGUCAUUUCUCCUAUAUCUCCAGCUAAACCAGACGAACAUGAGAUAAAUGAAAAACCUAUAGAAGACGAAGUAGUUCCACAUAUUACGGAAGAUAAAAAAUCUCCGAAAGAAAGUACAAAAUCUCCAAUUAAACCAGAAGAACUAGACAUUUCUCAUACUAUUCCAGCAAAACUUGAUAUUAAAUCGCCGAUUGACAAAAAAGACAUUACUCCUAAAUCUAAAUCUAUACCAGACGAACCUAAAAUAACUAGUAAACCUACUGACGACGAGGUUGUUCCUCAUAUUACAGAUGAAAAACCUCAGAAAGAAACAAAACAUGAUAUUAAAUCGCCGAUUGACAAAAAAGACAUUACUCCUAAAUCUAUACCAGACGAACAUAAAAUAACUAGUAAACCUACAGACGACGAGGUUGUCCCUCAUAUUACGGAUGAUAAAAAAUCUCCGAAAGAAAGUCCAAAAUCUCCAAUUAAACCACAAGAACUAGACAUUUCUCACGACAUUCCAGCAAAACUUGAUAUUAAAUCGCCGAUUGACAAAAAAGACAUUACUCCUAAAUCUAAAUCUAUACCAGACGAACAUAAAAUAACUAGUAAACCUACUGACGACGAGGUUGUUCCUCAUAUUACGGAAGAUAAAAAACCUCCGAAAGAAAGUCCAAAAUCUCCAAUUAAACCACAAGAACUAGACGUUUCUCAUGACAUUCCAGCAAAACUUGAUAUUAAAUCGCCGAUUGACAAAAAAGACAUUACUCCCAAACCUACACCAGACGAACAUAAAAUAACUAGUAAACCUACAGACGACGAGGUUGUUCCUCAUAUUACGGACGAUAAAAAAUCUACUAAAGAAAUUCCAAAAUCUCCAAUUGAACCACAAGAACUAGACAUUUCUCAUUACAUUCCAGCAAAACUUGAUAUUAAAUCGCCGAUUGACAAAAAAGACUUUACUCCUAAAUUUAUACCAGACGAACAUAAAAUAACUAGUAAACCUACAGACGACGAGGUUGUUUCAGAUAUUACGGAUGAUAAAAAAUCUCCGAAAGAAAGUCCAAAAUCUCCAAUUAAACCACAAGAACUAGACAUUUCUCAUGACAUUCCAGAAAAACAUGAUAUUAAAUCUCCGUUAGAUAAGAAAGUCAUUACUCCUAUAUCUCCAGCUAAACCAGACGAACUUAAAACCAUUGAAAAACUUAUAGACGACAAAGUAGUACCACAUAUAACGGAAGAUAAAAAAUCUCCGAAAGAAAGUCCAAAAUCUCCAAUUAAACCAGAAGAACUAGACAUUUCUCAUGAUAUUCCAGCAAAACAUGAUAUUAAAUCGCCGAUUGACACAAAAGACAUUACUCCUAAACCUAUACCAGACGAACAUAAAAUAACUAGUAAACCUACAGACGACGAGGUUGUUCCUCAUAUUACGGAAGAUAAAAAAUCUCCGAAAGAAAGUACAAAAUCUCCAAUUAAACCACAAGAACUAGACAUUUCUCAUGACAUUCCGAAAAAACAUGAUAUUAAAUCUCCGGUAGAUAAGAAAGUCAUUACUCCUAUAUCUCCAGCUAAACCAGACGAACUUAAAAUCAUUGAAAAACCUAUAGACGACAAAGUAGUACCACAUAUAACGGAAGAUAAAAAAUCUCCGAAAGAAAGUCCAAAAUCUCCAAUUAAACCAGAAGAACUAGACAUUUCUCAUGAUAUUCCAGCAAAACUUGAUAUUAAAUCGCCGAUUGACAAAAAAGACAUUACUCCUAAAUAUAUACCAGAAGAAUAUAAAAUAACUAGUAAACCUACAGACGACGAGGUUGUUCCUCAUAUUACAGAUGCUAAAAAAUCUCCGAAAGAAAGUCGAAAAUCUCCAGUUAAACCACAAGAACUAGACAUUUCUCAUGACAUUCCAGCAAAACUUGAUAUUAAAUCGCCGAUUGACAAAAAAGACAUUACUCCUAAAUCUAAAUCUAUACCAGACGAACAUAAAAUAACUAGUAAACCUACUGACGACGAGGUUGUUCCUCAUAUUACAGAAGAUAAAAAACCUCCGAAAGAAAGUCCAAAAUCUCCAAUUAAACCACAAGAACUAGACGUUUCUCAUGACAUUCCAGCAAAACUUGAUAUUAAAUCGCCGAUUGACAAAAAAGACAUUACUUCUAAAUCUAUACCAGACGAACAUAAAAUAACUAGUAAACCUACUGACGACGAGGUUGUUCCUCAUAUUACGGAAGAUAAAAAACCUCCGAAAGAAAGUCCAAAAUCUCCAAUUAAACCACAAGAACUAGACAUUUCUCAUGACAUUCCAGAAAAACAUGAUAUUAAAUCUCCGUUAGAUAAGAAAGACGAACAUAAAAUAACUAGUAAACCUACAGACGACGAGGUUGUUUCAGAUAUUACGGAUGAUAAAAAAUCUCCGAAAGAAAGUCCAAAAUCUCCAAUUAAACCACAAGAACUAGACAUUUCUCAUGACAUUCCAGAAAAAACACUGAUAUUAAAUCUCCAAAGUACAAAAUCUCCAAUUAAACCACAAGAACUAGACAUUUCUCAUGACAUUCCGGAAAAACAUGAUAUUAAAUCUCCGGUAGAUAAGAAAGUCAUUACUCCUAUAUCUCCAGCUAAACCAGACGAACUUAAAACCAUUGAAAAACCUAUAGACGACAAAGUAGUACCACAUAUAACGGAAGAUAAAAAAUCUCCGAAAGAAACAAAACAUGAUAUUAAAUCGCCGAUUGACAAAAAAGACAUUACUCCUAAACCUAUACCAGACGAACAUAAAAUAACUAGUAAACCUACAGACGACGAGGUUGUUCCUCAUAUUACGGAAGAUAAAAAAUCUCCGAAAGAAAGUACAAAAUCUCCAAUUAAACCACAAGAACUAGACAUUUCUCAUGACAUUCCGGAAAAACAUGAUAUUAAAUCUCCGGUAGAUAAGAAAGUCAUUACUCCUAUAUCUCCAGCUAAACCAGACGAACUUAAAAUCAUUGAAAAACCUAUAGACGACAAAGUAGUACCACAUAUAACGGAAGAUAAAAAAUCUCCGAGAAGAAAGAAGGAUAAAAAACCUCCGAAAGAAAGUCCAAAAUCUCCAAUUAAACCACAAGAACUAGACGUUUCUCAUGACAUUCCAGCAAAACUUGAUAUUAAAUCGCCGAUUGACAAAAAAGACAUUACUUCUAAAUCUAUACCAGACGAACAUAAAAUAACUAGUAAACCUACUGACGACGAGGUUGUUCCUCAUAUUACGGAAGAUAAAAAACCUCCGAAAGAAAGUCCAAAAUCUCCAAUUAAACCACAAGAACUAGGACCAAAACUUGAUAUUAAAUCGCCGAUUGACAAAAAAGACAUUACUUCUAAAUCUAUACCAGACGAACAUAAAAUAACUAGUAAACCUACUGACGACGAGGUUGUUCCUCAUAUUACGGAAGAUAAAAAACCUCCGAAAGAAAGUCCAAAAUCUCCAAUUAAACCACAAGAACUAGACAUUUCUCAUGACAUUCCAGAAAAACAUGAUAUUAAAUCUCCGUUAGAUAAGAAAGUCAUUACUCCUAUAUCUCCAGCUAAACCAGACCAACUUAAAACCAUUGAAAAACCUAUAGACGACAAAGUAGUACCACAUAUAACGGAAGAUAAAAAAUCUCCGAAAGAAAGUCCAAAAUCUCCAAUUAAACCAGAAGAACUAGACAUUUCUCAUGAUAUUCCAGCAAAACAUGAUAUUAAAUCGCCGAUUGACAAAAAAGACAUUACUCCUAAAUUUAUACCAGACGAACAUAAAAUAACUAGUAAACCUACAGACGACGAGGUUGUUUCAGAUAUUACGGAUGAUAAAAAAUCUCCGAAAGAAAGUCCAAAAUCUCCAAUUAAACCACAAGAACUAGACAUUUCUCAUGACAUUCCAGAAAAACAUGAUAUUAAAUCUCCGUUAGAUAAGAAAGUCAUUACUCCUAUAUCUCCAGCUAAACCAGACGAACUUAAAACCAUUGAAAAACCUAUAGACGACAAAGUAGUACCACAUAUAACGGAAGAUAAAAAAUCUCCGAAAGAAAGUCCAAAAUCUCCAAUUAAACCAGAAGAACUAGACAUUUCUCAUGAUAUUCCAGCAAAACAUGAUAUUAAAUCGCCGAUUGACAAAAAAGACAUUACUCCUAAACCUAUACCAGACGAACAUAAAAUAACUAGUAAACCUACAGACGACGAGGUUGUUCCUCAUAUUACGGAAGAUAAAAAAUCUCCGAAAGAAAGUACAAAAUCUCCAAUUAAACCACAAGAACUAGACAUUUCUCAUGACAUUCCGGAAAAACAUGAUAUUAAAUCUCCGGUAGAUAAGAAAGUCAUUACUCCUAUAUCUCCAGCUAAACCAGACGAACUUAAAAUCAUUGAAAAACCUAUAGACGACAAAGUAGUACCACAUAUAACGGAAGAUAAAAAAUCUCCGAAAGAAAGUCCAAAAUCUCCAAUUAAACCAGAAGAACUAGACAUUUCUCAUGAUAUUCCAGCAAAACUUGAUAUUAAAUCGCCGAUUGACAAAAAAGACAUUACUCCUAAAUAUAUACCAGAAGAACAUAAAAUAACUAGUAAACCUACAGACGACGAGGUUGUUCCUCUUAUAUCAGAUGCUAAAAAAUCUCCGAAAGAAAGUCGAAAAUCUCCAGUUAAACCACAAGAACUAGACAUUUCUCAUGACAUUCCAGCAAAACUUGAUAUUAAAUCGCCGAUUGACAAAAAAGACAUUACUCCUAAAUCUAAAUCUAUACCAGUCGAACAUAAAAUAACUAGUAAACCUACUGACGACGAGGUUGUUCCUCAUAUUACAGAAGAUAAAAAACCUCUGAAAGAAAGUCCAAAAUCUCCAAUUAAACCACAAGAACUAGACGUUUCUCAUGACAUUCCAGCAAAACUUGAUAUUAAAUCGCCGAUUGACAAAAAAGACAUUACUUCUAAAUCUAUACCAGACGAACAUAAAAUAACUAGUAAACCUACUGACGACGAGGUUGUUCCUCAUAUUACGGAAGAUAAAAAACCUCCGAAAGAAAGUCCAAAAUCUCCAAUUAAACCACAAGAACUAGACGUUUCUCAUGACAUUCCAGCAAAACUUGAUAUUAAAUCGCCGAUUGACAAAAAAGACUUUACUCCUAAAUUUAUACCAGACGAACAUAAAAUAACUAGUAAACCUACAGACGACGAGGUUGUUUCUCAUAUUACGGAUGAUAAAAAAUCCCAGAAAGAAAGUCCAAAAUCUCCAAUUAAACCACAAGAACUAGACAUUUCUCAUGACAUUCCAGAAAAACAUGAUAUUAAAUCUCCGGUAGAUAAGAAAGUCAUUUCUCCUAUAUCUCCAGCUAAACCAGACGAACAUGAGAUAAAUGAAAAACCUAUAGAAGACGAAGUAGUUCCACAUAUUACGGAAGAUAAAAAAUCUCCGAAAGAAAGUACAAAAUCUCCAAUUAAACCAGAAGAACUAGACAUUUCUCAUACUAUUCCAGCAAAACUUGAUAUUAAAUCGCCGAUUGACAAAAAAGACAUUACUCCUAAAUCUAAAUCUAUACCAGACGAACAUAAAAUAACUAGUAAACCUACUGACGACGAGGUUGUUCCUCAUAUUACAGAAGAUAAAAAACCUCCGAAAGAAAGUCCAAAAUCUCCAAUUAAACCACAAGAACUAGACGUUUCUCAUGACAUUCCAGCAAAACUUGAUAUUAAAUCGCCGAUUGACAAAAAAGACAUUACUUCUAAAUCUAUACCAGACGAACAUAAAAUAACUAGUAAACCUACUGACGACGAGGUUGUUCCUCAUAUUACGGAAGAUAAAAAACCUCCGAAAGAAAGUCCAAAAUCUCCAAUUAAACCACAAGAACUAGACGUUUCUCAUGACAUUCCAGCAAAACUUGAUAUUAAAUCGCCGAUUGACAAAAAAGACAUUACUCCCAAACCUACACCAGACGAACAUAAAAUAACUAGUAAACCUACAGACGACGAGGUUGUUCCUCAUAUUACGGACGAUAAAAAAUCUACUAAAGAAAUUCCAAAAUCUCCAAUUAAACCACAAGAACUAGACAUUUCUCAUUACAUUCCAGCAAAACUUGAUAUUAAAUCGCCGAUUGACAAAAAAGACUUUACUCCUAAAUUUAUACCAGACGAACAUAAAAUAACUAGUAAACCUACUGACGACGAGGUUGUUCCUCAUAUUACAGAUGAAAAACCUCAGAAAGAAAGUCCAAAAUCUCCAAUUAAACCAGAAGAACUAGACAUUUCUUAUGACAUUCCAGCAAAACAUGAUAUUAAAUCGCCGAUUGACAAAAAAGACAUUACUCCUAAAUCUAUACCAGACGAACAUAAAAUAACUAGUAAACCUACAGACGACGAGGUUGUCCCUCAUAUUACGGAUGAUAAAAAAUCUCCGAAAGAAAGUCCAAAAUCUCCAAUUAAACCACAAGAACUAGACAUUUCUCACGACAUUCCAGCAAAACUUGAUAUUAAAUCGCCGAUUGACAAAAAAGACAUUACUCCUAAAUCUAAAUCUAUACCAGACGAACAUAAAAUAACUAGUAAACCUACUGACGACGAGGUUGUUUCAGAUAUUACGGAUGAUAAAAAAUCUCCGAAAGAAAGUCCAAAAUCUCCAAUUAAACCACAAGAACUAGACAUUUCUCAUGACAUUCCAGAAAAACAUGAUAUUAAAUCUCCGUUAGAUAAGAAAGUCAUUACUCCUAUAUCUCCAGCUAAACCAGACGAACUUAAAACCAUUGAAAAACCUAUAGACGACAAAGUAGUACCACAUAUAACGGAAGAUAAAAAAUCUCCGAAAGAAAGUCCAAAAUCUCCAAUUAAACCAGAAGAACUAGACAUUUCUCAUGAUAUUCCAGCAAAACAUGAUAUUAAAUCGCCGAUUGACAAAAAAGACAUUACUCCUAAACCUAUACCAGACGAACAUAAAAUAACUAGUAAACCUACAGACGACGAGGUUGUUCCUCAUAUUACGGAAGAUAAAAAAUCUCCGAAAGAAAGUACAAAAUCUCCAAUUAAACCACAAGAACUAGACAUUUCUCAUGACAUUCCGGAAAAACAUGAUAUUAAAUCUCCGGUAGAUAAGAAAGUCAUUACUCCUAUAUCUCCAGCUAAACCAGACGAACUUAAAAUCAUUGAAAAACCUAUAGACGACAAAGUAGUACCACAUAUAACGGAAGAUAAAAAAUCUCCGAAAGAAAGUCCAAAAUCUCCAAUUAAACCAGAAGAACUAGACAUUUCUCAUGAUAUUCCAGCAAAACUUGAUAUUAAAUCGCCGAUUGACAAAAAAGACAUUACUUCUAAAUCUAUACCAGACGAACAUAAAAUAACUAGUAAACCUACUGACGACGAGGUUGUUCCUCAUAUUACAGAAGAUAAAAAACCUCCGAAAGAAAGUCCAAAAUCUCCAAUUAAACCACAAGAACUAGACGUUUCUCAUGACAUUCCAGCAAAACUUGAUAUUAAAUCGCCGAUUGACAAAAAAGACAUUACUUCUAAAUCUAUACCAGACGAACAUAAAAUAACUAGUAAACCUACUGACGACGAGGUUGUUCCUCAUAUUACGGAAGAUAAAAAACCUCCGAAAGAAAGUCCAAAAUCUCCAAUUAAACCACAAGAACUAGACAUUUUUCAUGACAUUCCAGAAAAACAUGAUAUUAAAUCUCCGUUAGAUAAGAAAGUCAUUACUCCUAUAUCUCCAGCUAAACCAGACGAACUUAAAACCAUUGAAAAACCUAUAGACGACAAAGUAGUACCACAUAUAACGGAAGAUAAAAAAUCUCCGAAAGAAAGUCCAAAAUCUCCAAUUAAACCAGAAGAACUAGACAUUUCUCAUGAUAUUCCAGCAAAACAUGAUAUUAAAUCGCCGAUUGACAAAAAAGACAUUACUCCUAAAUUUAUACCAGACGAACAUAAAAUAACUAGUAAACCUACAGACGACGAGGUUGUUUCAGAUAUUACGGAUGAUAAAAAAUCUCCGAAAGAAAGUCCAAAAUCUCCAAUUAAACCACAAGAACUAGACAUUUCUCAUGACAUUCCAGAAAAACAUGAUAUUAAAUCUUCGUUAGAUAAGAAAGUCAUUACUCCUAUAUCUCCAGCUAAACCAGACGAACUUAAAACCAUUGAAAAACCUAUAGACGACAAAGUAGUACCACAUAUAACGGAAGAUAAAAAAUCUCCGAAAGAAAGUCCAAAAUCUCCAAUUAAACCAGAAGAACUAGACAUUUCUCAUGAUAUUCCAGCAAAACAUGAUAUUAAAUCGCCGAUUGACAAAAAAGACAUUACUCCUAAACCUAUACCAGACGAACAUAAAAUAACUAGUAAACCUACAGACGACGAGGUUGUUCCUCAUAUUACGGAAGAUAAAAAAUCUCCGAAAGAAAGUACAAAAUCUCCAAUUAAACCACAAGAACUAGACAUUUCUCAUGACAUUCCGGAAAAACAUGAUAUUAAAUCUCCGGUAGAUAAGAAAGUCAUUACUCCUAUAUCUCCAGCUAAACCAGACGAACUUAAAAUCAUUGAAAAACCUAUAGACGACAAAGUAGUACCACAUAUAACGGAAGAUAAAAAAUCUCCGAAAGAAAGUCCAAAAUCUCCAAUUAAACCAGAAGAACUAGACAUUUCUCAUGAUAUUCCAGCAAAACUUGAUAUUAAAUCGCCGAUUGACAAAAAAGACAUUACUCCUAAAUAUAUACCAGAAGAACAUAAAAUAACUAGUAAACCUACAGACGACGAGGUUGUUCCUCAUAUUACAGAUGCUAAAAAAUCUCCGAAAGAAAGUCGAAAAUCUCCAGUUAAACCACAAGAACUAGACAUUUCUCAUGACAUUCCAGCAAAACUUGAUAUUAAAUCGCCGAUUGACAAAAAAGACAUUACUCCUAAACCUAUACCAGACGAACAUAAAAUAACUAGUAAACCUACAGACGACGAGGUUGUUCCUCAUAUUACGGAAGAUAAAAAAUCUCCGAAAGAAAGUACAAAAUCUCCAAUUAAACCACAAGAACUAGACAUUUCUCAUGACAUUCCGGAAAAACAUGAUAUUAAAUCUCCGGUAGAUAAGAAAGUCAUUACUCCUAUAUCUCCAGCUAAACCAGACGAACUUAAAAUCAUUGAAAAACCUAUAGACGACAAAGUAGUACCACAUAUAACGGAAGAUAAAAAAUCUCCGAAAGAAAGUCCAAAAUCUCCAAUUAAACCAGAAGAACUAGACAUUUCUCAUGAUAUUCCAGCAAAACUUGAUAUUAAAUCGCCGAUUGACAAAAAAGACAUUACUCCUAAAUAUAUACCAGAAGAACAUAAAAUAACUAGUAAACCUACAGACGACGAGGUUGUUCCUCAUAUUACAGAUGCUAAAAAAUCUCCGAAAGAAAGUCGAAAAUCUCCAGUUAAACCACAAGAACUAGACAUUUCUCAUGACAUUCCAGCAAAACUUGAUAUUAAAUCGCCGAUUGACAAAAAAGACAUUACUCCUAAAUCUAAAUCUAUACCAGUCGAACAUAAAAUAACUAGUAAACCUACUGACGACGAGGUUGUUCCUCAUAUUACAGAAGAUAAAAAACCUCUGAAAGAAAGUCCAAAAUCUCCAAUUAAACCACAAGAACUAGACGUUUCUCAUGACAUUCCAGCAAAACUUGAUAUUAAAUCGCCGAUUGACAAAAAAGACAUUACUUCUAAAUCUAUACCAGACGAACAUAAAAUAACUAGUAAACCUACUGACGACGAGGUUGUUCCUCAUAUUACGGAAGAUAAAAAACCUCCGAAAGAAAGUCCAAAAUCUCCAAUUAAACCACAUGAACUAGACGUUUCUCAUGACAUUCCAGCAAAACUUGAUAUUAAAUCGCCGAUUGACAAAAAAGACAUUACUCCCAAACCUACACCAGACGAACAUAAAAUAACUAGUAAACCUACAGACGACAAGGUUGUUCCUCAUAUUACGGACGAUAAAAAAUCUACUAAAGAAAUUCCAAAAUCUCCAAUUAAACCACAAGAACUAGACAUUUCUCAUUACAUUCCAGCAAAACUUGAUAUUAAAUCGCCGAUUGACAAAAAAGACUUUACUCCUAAAUUUAUACCAGACGAACAUAAAAUAACUAGUAAACCUACAGACGACGAGGUUGUUUCUCAUAUUACGGAUGAUAAAAAAUCCCAGAAAGAAAGUCCAAAAUCUCCAAUUAAACCACAAGAACUAGACAUUUCUCAUGACAUUCCAGAAAAACAUGAUAUUAAAUCUCCGGUAGAUAAGAAAGUCAUUUCUCCUAUAUCUCCAGCUAAACCAGACGAACAUGAGAUAAAUGAAAAACCUAUAGAAGACGAAGUAGUUCCACAUAUUACGGAAGAUAAAAAAUCUCCGAAAGAAAGUACAAAAUCUCCAAUUAAACCAGAAGAACUAGACAUUUCUCAUACUAUUCCAGCAAAACUUGAUAUUAAAUCGCCGAUUGACAAAAAAGACAUUACUCCUAAAUCUAAAUCUAUACCAGACGAACCUAAAAUAACUAGUAAACCUACUGACGACGAGGUUGUUCCUCAUAUUACAGAUGAAAAACCUCAGAAAGAAAGUCCAAAAUCUCCAAUUAAACCAGAAGAACUAGACAUUUCUUAUGACAUUCCAGCAAAACAUGAUAUUAAAUCGCCGAUUGACAAAAAAGACAUUACUCCUAAAUCUAUACCAGACGAACAUAAAAUAACUAGUAAACCUACAGACGACGAGGUUGUCCCUCAUAUUACGGAUGAUAAAAAAUUUUCGAAAGAAAGUCCAAAAUCUCCAAUUAAACCACAAGAACCAGACUUUUCUCACGACAUUCCAGCAAAACUUGAUAUUAAAUCGCCGAUUGACAAAAAAGACAUUACUCCUAAAUCUAAAUCUAUACCAGACGAACAUAAAAUAACUAGUAAACCUACUGACGACGAGGUUGUUCCUCAUAUUACGGAAGAUAAAAAACCUCCGAAAGAAAGUCCAAAAUCUCCAAUUAAACCACAAGAACUAGACGUUUCUCAUGACAUUCCAGCAAAACUUGAUAUUAAAUCGCCGAUUGACAAAAAAGACAUUACUCCCAAACCUACACCAGACGAACAUAAAAUAACUAGUAAACCUACAGACGACGAGGUUGUUCCUCAUAUUACGGACGAUAAAAAAUCUACUAAAGAAAUUCCAAAAUCUCCAAUUAAACCACAAGAACUAGACAUUUCUCAUUACAUUCCAGCAAAACUUGAUAUUAAAUCGCCGAUUGACAAAAAAGACUUUACUCCUAAAUUUAUACCAGACGAACAUAAAAUAACUAGUAAACCUACAGACGACGAGGUUGUUUCUCAUAUUACGGAUGAUAAAAAAUCCCAGAAAGAAAGUCCAAAAUCUCCAAUUAAACCACAAGAACUAGACAUUUCUUAUGACAUUCCAGAAAAACAUGAUAUUAAAUCUCCGGUAGAUAAGAAAGUCAUUUCUCCUAUAUCUCCAGCUAAACCAGACGAACAUGAGAUAAAUGAAAAACCUAUAGAAGACGAAGUAGUUCCACAUAUUACGGAAGAUAAAAAAUCUCCGAAAGAAAGUACAAAAUCUCCAAUUAAACCAGAAGAACUAGACAUUUCUCAUACUAUUCCAGCAAAACUUGAUAUUAAAUCGCCGAUUGACAAAAAAGACAUUACUCCUAAAUCUAAAUCUAUACCAGACGAACCUAAAAUAACUAGUAAACCUACUGACGACGAGGUUGUUCCUCAUAUUACAGAUGAAAAACCUCAGAAAGAAAGUCCAAAAUCUCCAAUUAAACCAGAAGAACUAGACAUUUCUUAUGACAUUCCAGCAAAACAUGAUAUUAAAUCGCCGAUUGACAAAAAAGACAUUACUCCUAAAUCUAUACCAGACGAACAUAAAAUAACUAGUAAACCUACAGACGACGAGGUUGUCCCUCAUAUUACGGAUGAUAAAAAAUCUCCGAAAGAAACAAAACUUGAUAUUAAAUCGCCGAUUGACAAAAAAGACAUUACUCCCAAACCUACACCAGACGAACAUAAAAUAACUAGUAAACCUACAGACGACGAGGUUGUUCCUCAUAUUACGGACGAUAAAAAAUCUACUAAAGAAAUUCCAAAAUCUCCAAUUAAACCACAAGAACUAGACAUUUCUCAUUACAUUCCAGCAAAACUUGAUAUUAAAUCGCCGAUUGACAAAAAAGAUUUUACUCCUAAAUUUAUACCAGACGAACAUGAAGUAACUAGUAAACCUACAGACGACGAGGUUGUUUCAGAUAUUACGGAUGAUAAAAAAUCUCCGAAAGAAAGUCCAAAAUCUCCAAUUAAACCACAAGAACUAGACAUUUCUCAUGACAUUCCAGAAAAACAUGAUAUUAAAUCUCCGUUAGAUAAGAAAGUCAUUACUCCUAUAUCUCCAGCUAAACCAGACGAACUUAAAACCAUUGAAAAACCUAUAGACGACAAAGUAGUACCACAUAUAACGGAAGAUAAAAAAUCUCCGAAAGAAAGUCCAAAAUCUCCAAUUAAACCAGAAGAACUAGACAUUUCUCAUGAUAUUCCAGCAAAACUUGAUAUUAAAUCGCCGAUUGACAAAAAAGACAUUACUCCUAAAUAUAUACCAGAAGAAUAUAAAAUAACUAGUAAACCUACAGACGACGAGGUUGUUCCUCAUAUUACGGAAGAUAAAAAAUCUCCGAAAGAAAGUACAAAAUCUCCAAUUAAACCACAAGAACUAGACAUUUCUCAUGACAUUCCGGAAAAACAUGAUAUUAAAUCUCCGGUAGAUAAGAAAGUCAUUACUCCUAUAUCUCCAGCUAAACCAGACGAACUUAAAAUCAUUGAAAAACCUAUAGACGACAAAGUAGUACCACAUAUAACGGAAGAUAAAAAAUCUCCGAAAGAAAGUCCAAAAUCUCCAAUUAAACCAGAAGAACUAGACAUUUCUCAUGAUAUUCCAGCAAAACAUGAUAUUAAAUCGCCGAUUGACAAAAAAGACAUUACUCCUAAAUUUAUACCAGACGAACAUAAAAUAACUAGUAAACCUACAGACGACGAGGUUGUUUCAGAUAUUACGGAUGAUAAAAAAUCUCCGAAAGAAAGUCCAAAAUCUCCAAUUAAACCACAAGAACUAGACAUUUCUCAUGACAUUCCAGAAAAACAUGAUAUUAAAUCUCCGUUGGAUAAGAAAGUCAUUACUCCUACAUCUCCAGCUAAACCAGACGAACUUAAAACCAUUGAAAAACCUAUAGACGACAAAGUAGUACCACAUAUAACGGAAGAUAAAAAAUCUCCGAAAGAAAGUCCAAAAUCUCCAAUUAAACCAGAAGAACUAGACAUUUCUCAUGAUAUUCCAGCAAAACUUGAUAUUAAAUCGCCGAUUGACAAAAAAGACAUUACUCCUAAAUAUAUACCAGAAGAAUAUAAAAUAACUAGUAAACCUACAGACGACGAGGUUGUUCCUCAUAUUACAGAUGCUAAAAAAUCUCCGAAAGAAAGUCGAAAAUCUCCAGUCAAACCACAAGAACUAGACAUUUCUCAUGACAUUCCAGCAAAACUUGAUAUUAAAUCGCCGAUUGACAAAAAAGACAUUACUCCUAAAUCUAAAUCUAUACCAGACGAACAUAAAAUAACUAGUAAACCUACUGACGACGAGGUUGUUCCUCAUAUUACAGAAGAUAAAAAACCUCCGAAAGAAAGUCCAAAAUCUCCAAUUAAACCACAAAGAACUAGACACGAACAUAAAAUAACUAGUAAACCUACAGACGACGAGGUUGUUUCAGAUAUUACGGAUGAUAAAAAAUCUCCGAAAGAAAGUCCAAAAUCUCCAAUUAAACCACAAGAACUAGACAUUUCUCAUGACAUUCCAGAAAAACAUGAUAUUAAAUCUCCGUUGGAUAAGAAAGUCAUUACUCCUACAUCUCCAGCUAAACCAGACGAACUUAAAACCAUUGAAAAACCUAUAGACGACAAAGUAGUACCACAUAUAACGGAAGAUAAAAAAUCUCCGAAAGAAAGUCCAAAAUCUCCAAUUAAACCAGAAGAACUAGACAUUUCUCAUGAUAUUCCAGCAAAACUUGAUAUUAAAUCGCCGAUUGACAAAAAAGACAUUACUCCUAAAUAUAUACCAGAAGAACAUAAAAUAACUAGUAAACCUACAGACGACGAGGUUGUUCCUCAUAUUACGGAAGAUAAAAAAUCUCCGAAAGAAAGUACAAAAUCUCCAAUUAAACCACAAGAACUAGACAUUUCUCAUGACAUUCCGGAAAAACAUGAUAUUAAAUCUCCGGUAGAUAAGAAAGUCAUUACUCCUAUAUCUCCAGCUAAACCAGACGAACUUAAAACCAUUGAAAAACCUAUAGACGACAAAGUAGUACCACAUAUAACGGAAGAUAAAAAAUCUCCGAAAGAAAGUCCAAAAUCUCCAAUUAAACCAGAAGAACUAGACAUUUCUCAUGAUAUUCCAGCAAAACUUGAUAUUAAAUCGCCGAUUGACAAAAAAGACAUUACUCCUAAAUAUAUACCAGAAGAAUAUAAAAUAACUAGUAAACCUACAGACGACGAGGUUGUUCCUCAUAUAACAGAUGCUAAAAAAUCUCCGAAAGAAAGUCGAAAAUCUCCAGUCAAACCACAAGAACUAGACAUUUCUCAUGACAUUCCAGCAAAACUUGAUAUUAAAUCGCCGAUUGACAAAAAAGACAUUACUCCUAAAUCUAAAUCUAUACCAGACGAACAUAAAAUAACUAGUAAACCUACUGACGACGAGGUUGUUCCUCAUAUUACAGAAGAUAAAAAACCUCCGAAAGAAAGUCCAAAAUCUCCAAUUAAACCACAAGAACUAGACGUUUCUCAUGACAUUCCAGCAAAACUUGAUAUUAAAUCGCCGAUUGUCAAAAAAGACAUUACUUCUAAAUCUAUACCAGACGAACAUAAAAUAACUAGUAAACCUACUGACGACGAGGUUGUUCCUCAUAUUACGGAAGAUAAAAAACCUCCGAAAGAAAGUCCAAAAUCUCCAAUUAAACCACAAGAACUAGACAUUUCUCAUGACAUUCCAGAAAAACAUGAUAUUAAAUCUCCGUUAGAUAAGAAAGUCAUUACUCCUAUAUCUCCAGCUAAACCAGACGAACUUAAAACCAUUGAAAAACCUAUAGACGACAAAGUAGUACCACAUAUAACGGAAGAUAAAAAAUCUCCGAAAGAAAGUCCAAAAUCUCCAAUUAAACCAGAAGAACUAGACAUUUCUCAUGAUAUUCCAGCAAAACAUGAUAUUAAAUCGCCGAUUGACAAAAAAGACAUUACUCCUAAAUUUAUACCAGACGAACAUAAAAUAACUAGUAAACCUACAGACGACGAGGUUGUUUCAGAUAUUACGGAUGAUAAAAAAUCUCCGAAAGAAAGUCCAAAAUCUCCAAUUAAACCACAAGAACUAGACAUUUCUCAUGACAUUCCAGAAAAACAUGAUAUUAAAUCUCCGUUAGAUAAGAAAGUCAUUACUCCUAUAUCUCCAGCUAAACCAGACGAACUUAAAACCAUUGAAAAACCUAUAGACGACAAAGUAGUACCACAUAUAACGGAAGAUAAAAAAUCUCCGAAAGAAAGUCCAAAAUCUCCAAUUAAACCAGAAGAACUAGACAUUUCUCAUGAUAUUCCAGCAAAACAUGAUAUUAAAUCGCCGAUUGACAAAAAAGACAUUACUCCUAAACCUAUACCAGACGAACAUAAAAUAACUAGUAAACCUACAGACGACGAGGUUGUUCCUCAUAUUACGGAAGAUAAAAAAUCUCCGAAAGAAAGUACAAAAUCUCCAAUUAAACCACAAGAACUAGACAUUUCUCAUGACAUUCCGGAAAAACAUGAUAUUAAAUCUCCGGUAGAUAAGAAAGUCAUUACUCCUAUAUCUCCAGCUAAACCAGACGAACUUAAAAUCAUUGAAAAACCUAUAGACGACAAAGUAGUACCACAUAUAACGGAAGAUAAAAAAUCUCCGAAAGAAAGUCCAAAAUCUCCAAUUAAACCAGAAGAACUAGACAUUUCUCAUGAUAUUCCAGCAAAACUUGAUAUUAAAUCGCCGAUUGACAAAAAAGACAUUACUCCUAAAUAUAUACCAGAAGAACAUAAAAUAACUAGUAAACCUACAGACGACGAGGUUGUUCCUCAUAUUACAGAUGCUAAAAAAUCUCCGAAAGAAAGUCGAAAAUCUCCAGUUAAACCACAAGAACUAGACAUUUCUCAUGACAUUCCAGCAAAACUUGAUAUUAAAUCGCCGAUUGACAAAAAAGACAUUACUCCUAAAUCUAAAUCUAUACCAGACGAACAUAAAAUAACUAGUAAACCUACUGACGACGAGGUUGUUCCUCAUAUUACAGAAGAUAAAAAACCUCCGAAAGAAAGUCCAAAAUCUCCAAUUAAACCACAAGAACUAGACGUUUCUCAUGACAUUCCAGCAAAACUUGAUAUUAAAUCGCCGAUUGACAAAAAAGACAUUACUUCUAAAUCUAUACCAGACGAACAUAAAAUAACUAGUAAACCUACUGACGACGAGGUUGUUCCUCAUAUUACGGAAGAUAAAAAACCUCCGAAAGAAAGUCCAAAAUCUCCAAUUAAACCACAAGAACUAGACGUUUCUCAUGACAUUCCAGCAAAACUUGAUAUUAAAUCGCCGAUUGACAAAAAAGACAUUACUCCCAAACCUACACCAGACGAACAUAAAAUAACUAGUAAACCUACAGACGACAAGGUUGUUCCUCAUAUUACGGACGAUAAAAAAUCUACUAAAGAAAUUCCAAAAUCUCCAAUUAAACCACAAGAACUAGACAUUUCUCAUUACAUUCCAGCAAAACUUGAUAUUAAAUCGCCGAUUGACAAAAAAGACUUUACUCCUAAAUUUAUACCAGACGAACAUAAAAUAACUAAUAAACCUACAGACGACGAGGUUGUUUCUCAUAUUACGGAUGAUAAAAAAUCCCAGAAAGAAAGUCCAAAAUCUCCAAUUAAACCACAAGAACUAGACAUUUCUCAUGACAUUCCAGAAAAACAUGAUAUUAAAUCUCCGGUAGAUAAGAAAGUCAUUUCUCCUAUAUCUCCAGCUAAACCAGACGAACAUGAGAUAAAUGAAAAACCUAUAGAAGACGAAGUAGUUCCACAUAUUACGGAAGAUAAAAAAUCUCCGAAAGAAAGUACAAAAUCUCCAAUUAAACCAGAAGAACUAGACAUUUCUCAUACUAUUCCAGCAAAACUUGAUAUUAAAUCGCCGAUUGACAAAAAAGACAUUACUCCUAAAUCUAAAUCUAUACCAGACGAACCUAAAAUAACUAGUAAACCUACUGACGACGAGGUUGUUCCUCAUAUUACAGAUGAAAAACCUCAGAAAGAAAGUCCAAAAUCUCCAAUUAAACCAGAAGAACUAGACAUUUCUUAUGACAUUCCAGCAAAACAUGAUAUUAAAUCGCCGAUUGACAAAAAAGACAUUACUCCUAAAUCUAUACCAGACGAACAUAAAAUAACUAGUAAACCUACAGACGACGAGGUUGUCCCUCAUAUUACGGAUGAUAAAAAAUCUCCGAAAGAAAGUCCAAAAUCUCCAAUUAAACCACAAGAACUAGACAUUUCUCACGACAUUCCAGCAAAACUUGAUAUUAAAUCGCCGAUUGACAAAAAAGACAUUACUCCUAAAUCUAAAUCUAUACCAGACGAACAUAAAAUAACUAGUAAACCUACUGACGACGAGGUUGUUCCUCAUAUUACGGAAGAUAAAAAACCUCCGAAAGAAAGUCCAAAAUCUCCAAUUAAACCACAAGAACUAGACGUUUCUCAUGACAUUCCAGCAAAACUUGAUAUUAAAUCGCCGAUUGACAAAAAAGACAUUACUCCCAAACCUACACCAGACGAACAUAAAAUAACUAGUAAACCUACAGACGACGAGGUUGUUCCUCAUAUUACGGACGAUAAAAAAUCUACUAAAGAAAUUCCAAAAUCUCCAAUUAAACCACAAGAACUAGACAUUUCUCAUUACAUUCCAGCAAAACUUGAUAUUAAAUCGCCGAUUGACAAAAAAGACUUUACUCCUAAAUUUAUACCAGACGAACAUAAAAUAACUAGUAAACCUACAGACGACGAGGUUGUUUCAGAUAUUACGGAUGAUAAAAAAUCUCCGAAAGAAAGUCCAAAAUCUCCAAUUAAACCACAAGAACUAGACAUUUCUCAUGACAUUCCAGAAAAACAUGAUAUUAAAUCUCCGUUAGAUAAGAAAGUCAUUACUCCUAUAUCUCCAGCUAAACCAGACGAACUUAAAACCAUUGAAAAACCUAUAGACGACAAAGUAGUACCACAUAUAACGGAAGAUAAAAAAUCUCCGAAAGAAAGUCCAAAAUCUCCAAUUAAACCAGAAGAACUAGACAUUUCUCAUGAUAUUCCAGCAAAACAUGAUAUUAAAUCGCCGAUUGACAAAAAAGACAUUACUCCUAAACCUAUACCAGACGAACAUAAAAUAACUAGUAAACCUACAGACGACGAGGUUGUUCCUCAUAUUACGGAAGAUAAAAAAUCUCCGAAAGAAAGUACAAAAUCUCCAAUUAAACCACAAGAACUAGACAUUUCUCAUGACAUUCCGGAAAAACAUGAUAAUAAAUCUCCGGUAGAUAAGAAAGUCAUUACUCCUAUAUCUCCAGCUAAACCAGACGAACUUAAAAUCAUUGAAAAACCUAUAGACGACAAAGUAGUACCACAUAUAACGGAAGAUAAAAAAUCUCCGAAAGAAAGUCCAAAAUCUCCAAUUAAACCAGAAGAACUAGACAUUUCUCAUGAUAUUCCAGCAAAACUUGAUAUUAAAUCGCCGAUUGACAAAAAAGACAUUACUCCUAAAUAUAUACCAGAAGAAUAUAAAAUAACUAGUAAACCUACAGACGACGAGGUUGUUCCUCAUAUUACAGAUGCUAAAAAAUCUCCGAAAGAAAGUCGAAAAUCUCCAGUUAAACCACAAGAACUAGACAUUUCUCAUGACAUUCCAGCAAAACUUGAUAUUAAAUCGCCGAUUGACAAAAAAGACAUUACUCCUAAAUCUAAAUCUAUACCAGACGAACAUAAAAUAACUAGUAAACCUACUGACGACGAGGUUGUUCCUCAUAUUACAGAAGAUAAAAAACCUCCGAAAGAAAGUCCAAAAUCUCCAAUUAAACCACAAGAACUAGACGUUUCUCAUGACAUUCCAGCAAAACUUGAUAUUAAAUCGCCGAUUGACAAAAAAGACAUUACUUCUAAAUCUAUACCAGACGAACAUAAAAUAACUAGUAAACCUACUGGCGACGAGGUUGUUCCUCAUAUUACGGAAGAUAAAAAACCUCCGAAAGAAAGUCCAAAAUCUCCAAUUAAACAACAAGAACUAGACGUUUCUCAUGACAUUCCAGCAAAACUUGAUAUUAAAUCGCCGAUUGACAAAAAAGACUUUACUCCUAAAUUUAUACCAGACGAACAUAAAAUAACUAGUAAACCUACAGACGACGAGGUUGUUCCUCAUAUUACGGACGAUAAAAAAUCUCCGAAAGAAAGUCCAAAAUCUCCAAUUAAACCAGAAGAACUAGACAUUUCUCAUGAUAUUCCGGAAAAACAUGAUAUUAAAUCUCCGGUAGAUAAGAAAGUCAUUACUCCUAUAUCUCCAGCUAAACUAGACGAACUUAAAAUCAUUGAAAAACCUAUAGACGACAAAGUAGUACCACAUAUAACGGAAGAUAAAAAAUCUCCGAAAGAAAGUCCAAAAUCUCCAAUUAAACCAGAAGAACUAGACAUUUCUCAUGAUAUUCCAGCAAAACUUGAUAUUACUCCCAAACCUACACCAGACGAACAUAAAAUAACUAGUAAACCUACAGACGACGAGGUUGUUCCUCAUAUUACGGACGAUAAAAAAUCUACUAAAGAAAGUCCAAAAUCUCCAAUUAAACCACAAGAACUAGACAUUUCUCAUUACAUUCCAGCAAAACUUGAUAUUAAAUCGCCGAUUGACAAAAAAGACUUUACUCCUAAAUUUAUACCAGACGAACAUAAAAUAACUAGUAAACCUAGAGACGACGAGGUUGUUCCUCAUAUUACGGACGAUAAAAAAUCUCCGAAAGAAAGUCCAAAAUCUCCAAUUAAACCAGAAGAACUAGACAUUUCUCAUGAUAUUCCGGAAAAACAUGAUAUUAAAUCUCCGGUAGAUAAGAAAGUCAUUACUCCUAUAUCUCCAGCUAAACUAGACGAACUUAAAAUCAUUGAAAAACCUAUAGACGACAAAGUAGUACCACAUAUAACGGAAGAUAAAAUAUUUCCGAAAGAAAGUCCAAAAUCUCCAAUUAAACCAGAAGAACUAGACAUUUCUCAUGAUAUUCCAGCAAAACUUGAUAUUAAAUCGCCGAUUGACAAAAAAGACAUUACUCCCAAACCUACACCAGACGAACAUAAAAUAACUAGUAAACCUACAGACGACGAGGUUGUUCCUCAUAUUACGGACGAUAAAAAAUCUACUAAAGAAAGUCCAAAAUCUCCAAUUAAACCACAAGAACUAGACAUUUCUCAUUACAUUCCAGCAAAACUUGAUAUUAAAUCGCCGAUUGACAAAAAAGACUUUACUCCUAAAUUUAUACCAGACGAACAUAAAAUAACUAGUAAACCUACAGACGACGAGGUUGUUUCUCAUAUUACGGAUGAUAAAAAAUCUCCGAAAGAAAGUCCAAAAUCUCCAAUUAAACCACAAGAACUAGACAUUUCUCAUGACAUUCCAGAAAAACAUGAUAUUAAAUCUCCGGUAGAUAAGAAAGUCAUUACUCCUAUAUCUCCAGCUAAACCAGACGAACUUAAAACCAUUGAAAAACCUAUAGACGACAAAGUAGUACCACAUAUAACGGAAGAAAAAAAAUCUCCGAAAGAAAGUCCAAAAUCUCCAAUUAAACCAGAAGAACUAGACAUUUCUCAUAAUAUUCCAGCAAAACUUGAUAUUAAAUCGCCGAUUGACAAAAAAGACAUUACUCCUAAACCUAUACCAGACGAACAUAAAAUAACUAGUAAACCUACAGACGACGAGGUUGUUCCUCAUAUUACGGACGAUAAAAAAUCUACUAAAGAAAUUCCAAAAUCUCCAAUUAAACCACAAGAACUAGACAUUUCUCAUGACAUUCCAGAAAAACAUGAUAUUAAAUCUCCGGUAGAUAAGAAAGUCAUUACUCCUAUAUCUCCAGCUAAACCAGACGAACCUAAAACCAUUGAAAAACCUAUAGACGACAAAGUAGUACCACAUAUAACGGAAGAUAAAAAAUCUCCGAAAGAAAGUCCAAAAUCUCCAAUUAAACCAGAAGAACUAGACAUUUCUCAUGAUAUUCCACCAAAACAUAAUAUUAAAUCGCCGAUUGACAAAAAAGACAUUACUCCUAAACCUAUACCAGACGAACAUAAAAUAACUAGUAAACCUACAGACAACGAGGUUGUUCCUCAUAUUACGGACGAUAAAAAAUCUCCGAAAGAAAGUCCAAAAUCUCCAAUUAAACCAGAAGAACUAGACAUUUCUCAUGAUAUUCCAGAAAAACAUGAUAUUAAAUCGCCGAUUGACAAAAAAGACAUUACUCCUAAACCUAUACCAGACGAACAUAAAAUAACUAGUAAACCUACAGACGACGAGGUUGUUCCUCAUAUUACGGAAGAUAAAAAAUCUCCGAAAGAAAGUACAAAAUCUCCAAUUAAACCACAAGAACUAGACAUUUCUCAUGACAUUCCAGAAAAACAUGAUAUUAAAUCUCCGGUAGAUAAGAAAGUCAUUACUCCUAUAUCUCCAGCUAAACCAGACGAACUUAAAAUCAUUGAAAAACCUAUAGACGACAAAGUAGUACCACAUAUAACGGAAGAUACAAAAUCUCCGAAAGAAAGUCCACAAUCUUCAAUUAAACCACAAGAACUAGACAUUUCUCAUGACAUUUCAGAAAAACAUGAUAGUAAAUCUCCGGUAGAUAAAAAAGUCAUUACUACUAUAUCUCCAAGUAAACCAGACGAAAAUAAAAUAACUGAAAAACCUAUAGACGACAAAGUAGUUCCACAUAUAACGGAAGAUAAAAAAUCUCCGAAAGAAAGUCCAAAAUCUCCAAUUAAACCAGAAGAACUAGACAUUUCUCAUGAUAUUCCAGCAAAACAUGAUAUUAAAUCGCCGAUUGAGAAAAAAGACAUUACUCCUAAAUCUAAAUCUAUACCAGACGAACCUAAAAUAACUAGUAAACCUACAGACGACGAGGUUGUUCCUCAUAUUACGGACGAUAAAAAAUCUCCGAAAGAAAGUCCAAAAUCUCCAAUUAAACCAGAAGAACUAGACAUUUCUCAUGAUAUUCCGGAAAAACAUGAUAUUAAAUCUCCGGUAGAUAAGAAAGUCAUUACUCCUAUAUCUCCAGCUAAACUAGACGAACUUAAAAUCAUUGAAAAACCUAUAGACGACAAAGUAGUACCACAUAUAACGGAAGAUAAAAAAUCUCCGAAAGAAAGUCCAAAAUCUCCAAUUAAACCAGAAGAACUAGACAUUUCUCAUUACAUUCCAGCAAAACUUGAUAUUAAAUCGCCGAUUGACAAAAAAGACUUUACUCCUAAAUUUAUACCAGACGAACAUAAAAUAACUAGUAAACCUACAGACGACGAGGUUGUUCCUCAUAUUACGGACGAUAAAAAAUCUACUAAAGAAAAUCCAAAAUCUCCAAUUAAACCACAAGAACUAGACAUUUCUCAUUACAUUCCAGCAAAACUUGAUAUUAAAUCGCCGAUUGACAAAAAAGACUUUACUCCUAAAUUUAUACCAGACGAACAUAAAAUAACUAGUAAACCUACAGACGACGAGGUUGUUUCUCAUAUUACGGAUGAUAAAAAAUCUCCGAAAGAAAGUCCAAAAUCUCCAAUUAAACCACAUGAACUAGACAUUUCUCAUGACAUUCCAGAAAAACAUGAUUUUAAAUCUCCGGUAGAUAAGAAAGUCAUUACUCCUAUAUCUCCAGCUAAACCAGACGAACUUAAAACCAUUGAAAAACCUAUAGACGACAAAGUAGUACCACAUAUAACGGAAGAUAAAAAAUCUCCAAAAGAAAGUCCACAAUCUUCAAUUAAACCACAAGAACUAGACAUUUCUCAUUACAUUCCAGCAAAACUUGAUAUUAAAUCGCCGAUUGACAAAAAAGACAUUACUCCUAAACCUUUACCAGACGAACAUAAAAUAACUGGUAAACCUACAGACGACGAGGUUGUUCCUCAUAUUACGGUCGAUAAAAAAUCUCCGAAAGAAAGUCCAAAAUCUCCAUUUAAACCAGAAGAACUAGACAUUUCUCAUGACAUUCCAGAAAAACAUGAUAUUAAAUCGCCGAUUGACAAAAAAGACAUUACUCCUAAACCUAUACCAGACGAACAUAAAAUAACUAGUAAACCUACAGACAACGAGGACGAACAUAAAAUAACUAGUAAACCUACAGACGACGAGGUUGUUCCUCAUAUUACGGAAGAUAAAAAAUCUCCGAAAGAAAGUACAAAAUCUCCAAUUAAACCACAAGAACUAGACAUUUCUCAUGACAUUCCAGAAAAACAUGAUAUUAAAUCGCCGAUUGACAAAAAAGACAUUACUCCCAAACCUACAUCAGACGAACAUAAAAUAACUAGUAAACCUACAGACGACGAGGUUGUUCCUCAUAUUACGGACGAUAAAAAAUCUACUAAAGAAAGUCCAAAAUCUCCAAUUAAACCACAAGAAUUAGACAUUUCUCAUUACAUUCCAGCAAAACUUGAUAUUAAAUCGCCGAUUGACAAAAAAGACAUUACUCCUAAACCUAUACCAGACGAACAUAAAAUAACUAGUAAACCUACAGACGACGAGGUUGUUCCUCAUAUUACGGACGAUAAAAAAUCUCCGAAAGAAAGUCCAAAAUCUCCAAUUAAACCAGAAGAACUAGACAUUUCUCAUGAUAUUCCAGCAAAACAUGAUAUUAAAUCGCCGAUUGACAAAAAAUACAUUACUCCUAAACCUAUACCAGACGAACAUAAAAUAACUAGUAAACCUACAGACGACAAGGUUGUUCCUCAUAUUACGGAUGAUAAAAAAUCUACGAAAGAAAGUCCAAAAUCUCCAAUUAAACCACAAGAACUAGACAUUUCUCAUGACAUUCCAGAAAAACAUGAUAUUAAAUAUCCGGUAGAUAAAAAAGUCAUUACUCCUAUAUCUCCAGCUAAACCAGACGAACAUAAAAUCACUGAAAAAACUAUAGACGACAAAGUAGUUCCGCAUGUAACGGAAGAUAAAAAAUCUCCUCCGAAAGAAAGUCCAAAAUCUCCAAUUAAACCACAAGAACUAGAGAUUUAUCAUGACAUUCCAGAAAAACAUGAUAUUAAAUCUCCCGUAGAUAAGAAUGUCAUUACUCCUAUAUCUCCAUCUAAAUCAGACGAACAUAAAAUAACUGAAAAACCAAUAGACGACAAAGUAGUUCCACAUAUAGCGGAAGAUAAAAAAUCUCCGAAAGAAAGUCCAAAAUCUCCAAUUAAACCAGAAAAACCUGAUAGUAAAUCUCCGGUAGAUAAGAAAGUCAUUACUCCUAUAUCUCCAGCUAAAUCAGACGAACAUAAAAUAACUGAAAAACCUAUAGACGACAAAGUAGUUCCACAUAUAAUGAAAGAUAAAAAAUCUCCGCAAGAAAGUCCAAAAUCUCCAAUUAAAACAGAAGAACUAGACAUUAAUCAUGAUAUUCCAGCAAAACAUGAUAUUAAAUCGCCCAUUGACAAAAAAGACAUUACUCCUAAAUCUAAAUCUAUACCAGACGAACCUAAAAUAACUAGUAAACCUACUGACGACGAGGUUGUUCCUCAUAUUACGGACGAUAAAAAAUCUCCGAAAGAAAGUCCAAAAUCUCCAAUUAAAACAGAAGAACUAGACAUUUCUCAUGAUAUUCCAGCAAAACUUGAUAUUAAAUCGCCGAUUGACAAAAAAGACAUUACUCCUAAAUUUAUAUCAGACGAACAAAAAAUAACUAGUAAACCUACAGACGACAAGGUUGUUCCUCAGAUUACGGAUGUUAAAAAAUCUACGAAAGAAAGUCCAAAAUCUCCAAUUAAACCACAAGAACUAGACAUUUCUCAUGACAUUCCAGAAAAACAUGAUAUUAAAUAUCCGGUAGAUAAAAAAGUCAUUACUCCUAUAUCUCCAGCUAAACCAGACGAACAUAAAAUCACUGAAAAAACUAUAGACGACAAAGUAGUUCCGCAUGUAACGGAAGAUAAAAAAUCUCCGAAAGAAAGUCCAAAAUCUCCAAUUAAACCACAAGAACUAGAGAUUUAUCAUGACAUUCCAGAAAAACAUGAUAUUAAAUCUCCCGUAGAUAAGAAUGUCAUUACUCCUAUAUCUCCAUCUAAAUCAGACGAACAUAAAAUAACUGAAAAACCAAUAGACGACAAAGUAGUUCCACAUAUAGCGGAAGAUAAAAAAUCUCCGAAAGAAAGUCCAAAAUCUCCAAUUAAACCAGAAAAACCUGAUAGUAAAUCUCCGGUAGAUAAGAAAGUCAUUACUCCUAUAUCUCCAGCUAAAUCAGACGAACAUAAAAUAACUGAAAAACCUAUAGACGACAAAGUAGUUCCACAUAUAACGGAAGAUAAAAAAUCUCCGCAAGAAAGUCCAAAAUCUCCAAUUAAAACAGAAGAACUAGACAUUUCUCAUGAUAUUCCAGCAAAACUUGAUAUUAAAUCGAUGAUUGACAAAAAAGACAUUACUCCUAAAUUUAUAUCAGACGAACAAAAAAUAACUAGUAAACCUACAGACGACAAGGUUGUUCCUCAGAUUACGGAUGUUAAAAAAUCUACGAAAGAAAGUCCAAAAUCUCCAAUUAAACCACAAGAACUAGACAUUUCUCAUGACAUUCCAGAAAAACAUGAUAUUGAAUAUCCGGUAGAUAAAAAAGUCAUUACUCCUAUAUCUCCAGCUAAACCAGACGAACAUAAAAUCACUGAAAAAACUAUAGACGACAAAGUAGUUCCGCAUGUAACGGAAGAUAAAAAAUCUCCGAAUGAAAGUCCAAAAUCUCCAAUUAAACCACAAGAACUAGAGAUUUAUCAUGACAUUCCAGAAAAACAUGAUAAUAAAUCUCCCGUAGAUAAGAAUGUCAUUACUCCUAUAUCUCCAUCUAAAUCAGACGAACAUAAAAUAACUGAAAAACCAAUAGACGACAAAGUAGUUCCACAUAUAGCGGAAGAUAAAAAAUCUCCGAAAGAAAGUCCAAAAUCUCCAAUUAAACCAGAAAAACCUGAUAGUAAAUCUCCGGUAGAUAAGAAAGUCAUUACUCCUAUAUCUCCAGCUAAAUCAGACGAACAUAAAAUAACUGAAAAACCUAUAGACGACAAAGUAGUUCCACAUAUAACGGAAGAUAAAAAAUAUCCGCAAGAAAGUCCAAAAUCUCCAAUUAAAACAGAAGAACUAGACAUUUCUCAUGAUAUUCCAGCAAAACAUGAUAAUAAAUCGCCCAUUGACAAAAAUGACAUUACUCAUAAAUUUAUACCAGACGAACAUAAAAUAACUAGUAAAGCUACACACGACGAGGUUGUUCCACAUAUUACGGAUGAUAAAAAAUCUCCGAAAGAAAGUCCAAAAUCUCCAAUUGAACCACAAGAACUAGACAUUUCUCAUGACAUUCCAGAAAAACAUGAUAUUAAAUCUCCGGUAGAUAAGAAAGUCAUUAUUCCUUUAUCUCCAGCUAAACCAGACGAACAUAAAAUCAUUGAAAAACCUAUAGACGACAAAGUAGUACCACAUAUAACGGAAAAUAAAAAAUCUCCGAAAGAAAGUCCAAAAUCUCCAAUUAAACCUCAAGAACCAGACAUUUCUCAUGAUAUUCCAGCAAAACUUGAUAUUAAAUCGCCGAUUGACAAAAAAGACAUUACUCCUAAAUUUAUACCAGACGAACAUAAAAUAACUAGUAAACCUACAGACGACGAGGUUGUUCCUCAUAUUACGGAUGAUAAAAAAUCUCCUAAAGAAAGUCCAAAAUCUCCAAUUAAACCACAAGAACUAGACAUUUCUCAUGACAUUCCAGAAAAACAUGAUAUUAAACCGCCGAUUGACAAAAAAGACAUUACUCCUAAACCUAUACCAAUCGAACAUAAAAUAACUAGUAAACCUACAGAAGACGAGGUUGUUCCUCAUAUUACGGAAGAUAAAAAACCUCCGAAAAAAAGUCCAAAAUCUCCAAUUAAACCACAAGAACUAGACAUUUCUCAUGACAUUCCAGCAAAACUUCAUAUUAAAUCGCCGAUUGACAAAAAAGACAUUACUCCCAAACCUAUACCAGACGAACAUAAAAUAACUAGUAAACCUACAGACGACGAGGUUGUUCCUCAUAUUACGGACGAUAAAAAAGCUACUAAAGAAAGUCCAAAAUCUCCAAUUAAAUCACAAGAACUAGAGAUUUCUCAUGACAUUCCAGAAAAACAUGAUAUUAAAUCUCCGGUAGAUAAGAAAGUCAUUAUUCCUUUAUCUCCAGCUAAACCAGACGAACAUGUAAUAACUAAAAAACAUAUAGACGACAAAUUAGUUCCACGUAUAACGGAAGAUAAAAAAUAUCCGAAAGAAAGUACAAAAUCUCCAAUUAAACCAGAAGAACUAGACAUUUCUUAUAAUAUUCCAGCAAAACUUGAUAUUAAAUCGCCGAUUGACAAAAAAGACAUUACUCCUAAAUCUAAAUCUAUACCAGACGAACCUAAAAUAACUAGUAAACCUACUGACGACGAGGUUGUUCCUCAUAUUGCGGAAAAUGAAAAGCCUCCGAAAGAAAGUCCAAAAUAUCCAAUUAAACCAGAAGAACUAGACAUUUCUCAUGACAUUUCAGAAAAGCAUGAUAUUAAAUCUCCGGUAGAUAAGAAAGUCAUUACUCCUAUAUUUCCAGCUAAAUCAGACGAACAUAAAAUAACUAAAAAACCUAUAGACGACAAAGUAGUUCCACAUAUAACGGAAGAUAAGAAGUCUCCUAAAGAAAGUCCAAAAUCUCCAAUUAAACCACAAGAACUAGACAUUUCUCAUGAUAUUCCAGCAAAACAUGAUAUUAAAUCGCCGAUUGACAAAAAAGACAUUACUCCUAAACCUAUACCAGACGAACAUAAAAUAGCUAGUAAACCUACAGAAGACGAGGUUGUUCCUCAUAUUACGGACGAUAAAAAAUCUCCUAAAGAAAGUCCAAAAUCUCCUAAAGAAAGUCCAAAAUCUCCAAUUAAUCCACAAGAACUAGACAUUUCUCAUGACAUUCCAGAAAAACAUGAUAUUAAAUCUCCGGUAGAUAAGAAAGUCAUUAUUCCUUUAUCUCCAGCUAAACCAGACGAACAUGAAAUAACUAAAAAACCUAUAGACGAUGAAGUUGUUCCACAUAUAACGGAAGAUAAAAUAUCUCCGAAAGAAAGUCCAAAAUCUCCAAUUAAACCUCAAGAACCAGACAUUUCUCAUGAUGUUCCAGCAAAAAUUGAUAUUAAAUCGCCGAUUGACAAAAAAGACAUUACUCCUAAAUUUAUACCAGACGAACAUAAAAUAACUAGUAAACCUACAGACGACAAGGUUGUUCCUCAUAUUACGGAUGAUAAAAAAUCUCCUAAAGAAAGUCCAAAAUCUCCAAUUAAACCACAAGAACUAGACAUUUCUCAUGAUAUUCCAGCAAAACAUGAUAUUAAAUCGCCGAUUGACAAAAAAGACAUUACUCCUAAAUCUAAAUAUAUACCAGACGAACCUAAAAUAACCAGUAAACCUACUGACGACGAGGUUGUUCCUCAUAUUACGGAAGAUGAAAAACCUCCGAAAAAAAGCCCAAAAUCUCCAAUUAAACCACAAGAACUAGACAUUUCUCAUGACAUUCCAGCAAAAAUUGAUAUUAAAUCGCCGAUUGACAAAAAAGACAUUACUCCCAAACCUAUACCAGACGAACAUAAAAUAACUAGUAAACCUACAGACGACAAGGUUGUUCCUCAUAUUACGGACGAUAAAAAAUCUCCGAAAGAAAGUCCAAAAUCUCCAAUUAAACCACAAGAACAAGACAUUUCUCAUGACAUUCCAGAAAAACAUGAUAUUAAAUCUCCGGUAGAUAAGAAAGUCAUUAUUCCUUUAUCUCCAGCUAAACCAGACGAACAUGAAAUAACUAAAAAACCAUUAGACGAUGAAGUAGUUCCACAUAUUACGGAAGAUAAAAAAUAUCCGAAAGAAAGUCCAAAAUCUCCAAUUAAACCUCAAGAACUAGACAUUUCUCAUGAUAUUCCAGCAAAACUUGAUAUUAAUUCGCCGAUUGACAAAAAAGACAUUACUCCUAAAUCUAAACCAGAAAAACAUGAAAUAACUAGAAAACAUACAGACAACGAGGUUGUUCCUUAUAUUACGGAAGAUAAAAAAUCUCCGAAAGAAAGUCCAAAAUCUCCAAUUAAACCACAAGAACUAGACAUUUCUCAUGACAUUCCAGAAAAACAUGAUAUUAAAUCUCCGGUAGAUAAGAAAAUCAUUACUCCUAUAUCUCCACCUAAACCAGACGAACAUAAAAUCAUUGAAAAACCUAUAGACGACAAAGUAGUACCACAUAUUACGGAAGUUAAAAAAUCUCCUAAAGAAAGUCCAAAAUCUCCAAUUAAACCAGAAGAACUAGACAUUUCUCAUGAUAUUCCAGCAAAACAUGAUAUUAAAUCGCCAAUUGACAAAAAAGACAUUACUCCUAAAUCUAAAUAUAUACCAGACGAACCUAAAAUAACCAGUAAACCUACUGACGACGAGGUUGUUCCUCAUAUUACAGAAGAUAAAACACCUCCGAAAGAAAGCCCAAAAUCUUCAAUUAAACCACAAGGACUAGACAUUUCUCAUGACAUUCCAGCAAAACUUGAUAUUAAAUCGCCGAUUGACAAAAAAGACAUUACUCCUAAACCUAUACCAGACGAACAUAAAAUAACUAGUAAACCUACAGACGACGAGGUUGUUCCUCAUAUUACGGAAGAUAAAAAAUCUCCUAAAGAAAGUCCAAAAUCUCCAAUUAAACCACAAGAACUAGACAUUUCUCAUGAUAUUCCAGCAAAACAUGAUAUUAAAUCGCCGAUUGACAAAAAAGACAUUACUCCUAAAUCUAAAUAUAUACCAGACGAACCUAAAAUAACCAGUAAACCUACUGACGACGAGGUUGUUCCUCAUAUUACGGAAGAUGAAAAACCUCCGAAAAAAAGCCCAAAAUCUCCAAUUAAACCACAAGAACUAGACAUUUCUCAUGACAUUCCAGCAAAAAUUGAUAUUAAAUCGCCGAUUGACAAAAAAGACAUUACUCCCAAACCUAUACCAGACGAACAUAAAAUAACUAGUAAACCUACAGACGACAAGGUUGUUCCUCAUAUUACGGACGAUAAAAAAUCUCCGAAAGAAAGUCCAAAAUCUCCAAUUAAACCACAAGAACAAGACAUUUCUCAUGACAUUCCAGAAAAACAUGAUAUUAAAUCUCCGGUAGAUAAGAAAGUCAUUAUUCCUUUAUCUCCAGCUAAACCAGACGAACAUGAAAUAACUAAAAAACCAUUAGACGAUGAAGUAGUUCCACAUAUUACGGAAGAUAAAAAAUAUCCGAAAGAAAGUCCAAAAUCUCCAAUUAAACCUCAAGAACUAGACAUUUCUCAUGAUAUUCCAGCAAAACUUGAUAUUAAUUCGCCGGUUGACAAAAAAGACAUUACUCCUAAAUCUAAACCAGAAAAACAUGAAAUAACUAGAAAACAUACAGACAACGAGGUUGUUCCUUAUAUUACGGAAGAUAAAAAAUCUCCGAAAGAAAGUCCAAAAUCUCCAAUUAAACCACAAGAACUAGACAUUUCUCAUGACAUUCCAGAAAAACAUGAUAUUAAAUCUCCGGUAGAUAAGAAAAUCAUUACUCCUAUAUCUCCAGCUAAACCAGACGAACAUAAAAUCAUUGAAAAACCUAUAGACGACAAAGUAGUACCACAUAUAACGGAAGUUAAAAAAUCUCCUAAAGAAAGUCUAAAAUCUCCAAUUAAACCAGAAGAACUAGACAUUUCUCAUGAUAUUCCAGCAAAACAUGAUAUUAAAUCGCCGAUUGACAAAAAAGACAUUACUCCUAAACCUAUACCAGACGAACAUAAAAUAACUAGUAAACCUACAGACGACGAGGUUGUUCCUCAUAUUACGGAAGAUAAAAAAUCUCCUAAAGAAAGUCAAAAAUCUCCUAAAGAAAGUCCAAAAUCUCCAAUUAAACCACAAGAACUAGAAAUUUCUCAUGACAUUCCAGAAAAACAUGAUAUUAAAUCUCCGGUAGAUAAGAAAGUCAUUAUUCCUUUAUCUCCAGCUAAACCAGACGAACAUGAAAUAACUAAAAAACCUAUAGACGAUGAAGUUGUUCCACAUAUAACGGAAGAUAAAAUAUCUCCGAAAGAAAGUCCAAAAUCUCCAAUUAAACCUCAAGAACUAGACAUUUCUCAUGAUAUUCCAGCAAAACUUGAUAUUAUAUCGCCGAUUGACAACAAAGACAUUACUCCUAAAUCUAAACCAGACGAACGUGAAAUAACUAGAGAACAUACAGACAACGAGGUUGUUCCUUAUAUUACGGAAGAUAAAAAAUCUGAAGAAAUUCCAAAAUCUCCAUUUAAGCCGCAAGAACUAGACAUUUCUCAUGACAUUCCAGCAAAACUUGAUAUUAAAUCGCCGAUUGACAAAAAAGACAUUACUCAUAAAUUUAUACCAGACGAACAUAAAAUAACUAGUAAAGCUACACACGACGAGGUUGUUCCACAUAUUACGGAUGAUAAAAAAUCUCCGAAAGAAAGUCCAAAAUCUCCAAUUGAACCACAAGAACUAGACAUUUCUCAUGACAUUCCAGAAAAACAUGAUAUUAAAUCUCCGGUAGAUAAGAAAAUCAUUACUCCUAUAUCUCCAGCUAAACCAGACGAUCAUAAAAUCAUUGAAAAACCUAUAGACGACAAAGUAGUACCACAUAUAACGGAAAAUAAAAAAUCUCCGAAAGAAAGUCCAAAAUCUCCAAUUAAACCAGAAGAACUAGACAUUUCUCAUGAUAUUCCAGCAAAACAUGAUAUUAAAUCGCCAAUUGACAAAAAAGACAUUACUCCUAAAUCUAAAUAUAUACCAGACGAACCUAAAAUAACCAGUAAACCUACUGACGACGAGGUUGUUCCUCAUAUUACGGAAGAUAAAAAACCUCUGAAAGAAAGCCCAAAAUCUCCAAUUAAACUACAAGAACUAGACAUUUCUCAUGGCAUUCCAGCAAAACUUGAUAUUAAAUCUCCGGUAGAUAAGAAAGUCAUUAUUCCUUUAUCUCCAGCUAAACCAGACGAACAUGAAAUAACUAAAAAACCUAUAGACGAUGAAGUUGUUCCAGAUAUAACGGAAGAUAAAAAACCUCCUAAAGAAAGUCCAAAAUCUCCAAUUAAACCUCAAGAACUAGACAUUUCUCAUGACAUUCCAGAAAAACAUGAUAAUAAAUCUCCGGUAGAUAAGAAAGUCAUUAUUCCUUUAUCUCCAGCUAAACCAGACGAACAUGCAAUAACUAAAAAACUUAUAGACGAUGAAGUUGUUCCACAUAUAACGGAUGAUAAAAUAUCUCCGAUAGAAAGUCCAAAAUCUUCAAUUAAACCACAAGAACUAGACAUUUCUCAUGACAUUCCAGAAAAACAUGAUAUUAAAUCUCAUGUAGAUAAGAAUGUCAUUACUCCUAUAUCUACAGCUAAAUCAGACGAACAUAAAAUAACUAAAAAACCUAUAGACGACAAAGUAGUUCCACAUAUAACGGAAGAUAAAAAAUCUCCGAAAGAAAGUCCAAAAUCUCCAAUUAAACCUCAAGAACUAGACAUUUCUUAUAAUAUUCCAGCAAAACUUGAUAUUAAAUCGCCGAUUGACAAAAAAGACAUUAUUCCUAAAUCUAAACCCGACGAACAUGAAAUAACUAGAAAACAUACAGACAACGAGGUUGUUCCUCAUAUUACGGAAGAUAAAAAAUCUCGUAAAGAAAGUCCAAAAUCUCCUAAAGAAAGUCCAAAAUCUCCAAUUAAACCACAAGAACUAGACAUUUCUCAUGACAUGCCAGAAAAACAUGAUAUUAAAUCUCCGGUAGAUAAGAAAGUCAUUAUUCCUUUAUCUCCAGCUAAACCAGACGAACAUGAAAUAACUAAGAAACCUAUAGACGAUGAAGUAGUUCCACAUAUAACGGAAGAUAAAAAACAUCCGAAAGAAAGUCCAAAAUCUCCAAUUAAACCUCAAGAACUAGACAUUUCUCAUCAUAUUCCAGCAAAACUUGAUAUUAAAUCGCCGAUUGACAAAAAAGACAUUACUCCUAAAUUUAUAUCAGACGAACAAAAAAUAACUAGUAAACCUACAGACGACAAGGUUGUUCCUCAUAUUACGCAUGAUAAAAAAUUUACGAAAGAAAGUCCAAAAUCUCCAACUAAACCACAAGAACUAGACAUUUCUCAUGACAUUCCAGAAAAACAUGAUAUUAAAUAUCCGGUAGAUAAGAAAGUCAUUAUUCCUAUAUCUCCAGCUAAAUCAGACGAACAUAAAAUAACUGAAAAACCUAUAGACGACAAAGUAGUUCCACAUAUAACGGAAGAUAAAAAAUCUCCGAAAGAAAGUCCAAAAUCUCCAAUUAAAACAGAAGAACUAGACAUUUCUCAUGACAUUCCAGAAAAACAUGAUAUUAAAUCUCCGGUAGAUAAGAAAGUCAUUAUUCCUUUAUCUCCAGCUAUGGCAGACGAACAUGAAAUAACUAAAAAACCUAUAGACGAUGAAGUAGUUCCACAUAUAACGGAAGAUAAAAAAUCUCCGAAAGAAAGUCCAAAAUCUCGAAUUAAACCACAAGAACUCGAAAUUUCUCAUGAUAUUCCAGCAAAACUUGAUAAUAAAUCACCGAUUGACAAAAAAGACAUUACUCCUAAAUCUAAACCAGACGAACAUGAAAUAACUAAAAUACCUGUAGACGAUGAAGUAGUUCCACCUACAACGGAAGAUAAAAAAUCUCCGAAGGAAAGUCCAAAAUCUCCAAUUAAACCAGAAGAACUAGAAAUUUCUCUUGAUAUUCCAGCAAAACUUGAUAUUAAAUCGCCGAUUGAUAAAAAAGAUAUUACUCCUAAAUCUAAACCAGACGAACAUGAAAUUACUAAAAAACCUAUAGACAAUGAAGUAGUUCCACCUAUAAAGGAAGAUACAAAAUCUCUGAAAGAAAGUCCAAAAUCUCCAAUUAAAAUACUGGAACUAGAUAUUUGUCAUGACAUUCUAGAAAAUCAUGAAAUUAAAUCUCCUGUAGAUAAGAAAGUCAUUACUCCUAUAUCUCCAGCUAUACCAGACGAACAUGAAAUAACUAAAAAACUUAUAGACGACAAAGUAGUUCCACAUAUAACGGAUGAUAAAAAACCUCCGAAAGAAAGUCCAAAAUCUCCAAUUAAACCACAAGAACUAGACAUUUCUCAUGACAUUCCAGAAAAACAUGAUAUCAAAUCUCCGGUAGAUAAGAAAGUCAUUACUUCUAUAUCUCUAGCUAAAAGAGACGAACAUGAAAUAACUAGAAAACCUACUGACGACGAGAUUGUUCCUUAUAUUACGGAAGAUAAAAAAUAUCCGAAAGAAAGUCCAAAAUCUCCAAUUAAACGACAAGAACUAGAAAUUUCUAAUGAUAUUCCAGCAAAACUUGAUAUUAAAUCGCCGAUUGACAAAAAUGACAUUACUCUUAAAUCUAAACCAGACGAACAUGAAAUAACUGAAAAACCUAUAGACUUUGAAGUAGUUACACAUGUAAUUGAAGAUACAAAAUCUACGAAAGAAAGUCCAAAACCUCCAAUUAAACCACAAGAACUAGACAUUUCUCAUGAUAUUCCAGAAAAACUUUAUAUUAAAUCGCCGAUUAACAAAAAAGACAUUACCCCUAAAUCUAAAUCUAUACCAGACGAACAUAAAAUAACUAAUAAACCUGCAGACGACGAGGUUGUUCCUUAUAUUACGGAAGAUAAAAAAUCUCCAAAAGAAAGUCCAAAAUCUCCAAUUAAAUCACAACAACUUGACAUUUCUCAUGACACUCCAGAAAAACAUGAUAUUAAAUCUCCGGUAGAUAAGAAAGUCAUCACUCCUAUAUCUCCAGCUAAACCAGACGAACAUGAAUUAACUAAAAAACUUAUAGACCAUAAAGUAGUUCCACAUAUAACGGAAGAUAAAACGUCUUCGAGAGAAAGUACAAAAUCUCCAAUUAAACCACAAGAACUAGACAUUUCUCAUGAUAUUCCACAAAAACUUGAUAUUAAAUCGCCGAUUGACAAAAGGGACAUUACUCCUAAAUCUAAAUCUAUACCUGACGAACAUAAAAUAACUAGUAAACCUACUGACGACGUAGUUAUUCCUCAUAUUACGGAAGAUAAAAAGCCCCAGAAAGAAAGUCCAAAAUCUUCAAUUAAACCACAAGAACUAGACAUUUCUCAUGACAUACCAGAAAAACAUGAUAUUAAAUCUUCCAUACAUAAAUGGAAUAUUACUCUUAAAUCUCCAAGUAAGCAACAAGGACCAGUCAUUUAUCGUGACAUUCUAGGAAAACAUAAUAUCGAAUCACCGGUAGAUAAGAAAUAUAUUACUUCUAAAGCUUUUAGUAAACAACAAGAUUUGGACAUUGAUCAUUACAUUUCAGAUAUUGAACUUGCUGAGAAACCAGAGCUAAGCGAUAAAAUGCUGUAUACUAAAGAUGUAGGUAAAGUGUCUUUUGGCGAUGACAUAUUUCCCAGUACUUUGAGCCCUCUAUUAGUUGAAAUUUCCAAUGAUGAUCCAAAAACAAGAGUUCGCAGAGAUUUAGUUAAAUUAAGUGAAUAUCCAUCUCAAAAUGUAAGAGAUGAUGAUUUUUCUUCACAGCCCCAUUUUGAUGUAGAUCAUGAUUUAUAUUUGGAACAGCAAAUAUUGUUGGGAUCAACUAAAUCUUUGCAAUUGGUUUUAGAUAAAAGCGAUGUAUUUUCUUCAGCACAACACACUAGUAUAUCAGAUAGACGGAUCAUGGAAAGUGAAAGUAGGGAAAAGGUCAAACAUACUACUGACAUUUCCAGUACACAUAUUAGUACAUUUUCAAGACCAAGUGAUUCCAGGAAAUAUUCUGAGACAGACGUAGAACCACUCUCAUCAGAAACCGAUUCGUUUUACAAAACGGAUCAGCAAACUGUAUCAGGAAGCGAAUCACAUGUUUCAAUCAUUGAAAUGUCACAAACAACUGGCACACAAAAAUAUGACGUAUCGCAAUCUGAUAUAAUAAUGACUGACGAUAUAUUAGAAGUCACUGUUACAGCUUAUGAUCUACAUCACACUGCUUCCAAGAAAAAGCAACAGGUUGAGAGCGAACCAUCUAAAAAGAAGGUAUCAUCUAAACAAAUUCCUAAAUUAAAAGCAGCCAAAAUUAGACAUGAUCAAGAUGUCAGUUCUGAUGACGAAAAAAUUGUCCAUACCAAACCGUUGUCAAAAACUAAAGUUACCAAGAAAAGUUCCAAGCAAAAAAGUGAAGUCACAGCUUCUACUACCACUCCUUCGGUUACAAAAUCAGAGAAAAUUACCAGACAGAGAACUGAAUCGACAAGUUCUAGAACUGUUUCUAGCAGUUCACGAUCUGUUAAGAGUUCGUCUGUUUCAAGUUCGGUUUCUAGAGUAUCGAGUAGCGACAGCACUUCUAGAGAGACCAUCAAGCAAAAACCGGAUAAGAAAUUGGACUACUUGAAAAGAAAAACCGUGCCAUAUAAUCCCCCAGAAAUCACACACGUCGUCAAAAAAUAUGACAAAAGAGUCCAUGGAUAUAUGAUGUCUACUCUGUCGAGUAAUAUGAAGAAUAUUAAAAAGGAUAAACGUGAAAUAGACAAUUCUAACGAAAAAUUGAAACAAAAACUCAAAUUGGAAGAGCAAUCUAUUUCCAAAGAGGAAAGCAAAAUCGAAAUGGAGUCUAAACAUUCGUAUACAAAAGCAACUUUUUCUGCUAAGCAAAAAUCUAGAGAAGGCACUCCAACCAAAACAGUCAGAGAUAGUACUCCAACAAAAGCAGUUAGAGACGGUACGCCAACAAAGACUGCUAGAGAUAGAACUCCUACGAAAAUUAGUAAAAACGAGGAGAAAAAGGCAUCUUCAGUGCAUUUAACUCCUAAAAAGAAAUCUAGAAGAAAGACUAUUGAUUCUAAUAAAACAGUACAAGCAGAAAAGCUAAUCAUAAAGGAGGAUAUCACUAAGAUUUACAAAGGAGAAGUAUUUAGAAUAGACAGUCCCAAACCUAGUCCAUCCCCUACGAAACUUCGUCGUACAAUUGUCAGCGAACAUAUCAAAAAAUUGUCCCAUUCUACUGACAGACCGUCCUUUGAUAAAACCGUCCAGUUCGCAGACCGCGCGCGCAGUCAAAGUGUCAUUCCCACUACUUAUUACGAGCUAAUCGAAGAAGGUCGCAAGAGCGCGAGCCCAACCUCUCUUCCUGGCAGUCCUAUCAGAGUGAGAUCAGCAAACGGAUGUACGAAGCAACUCACAUCUGAAGUCUUCACUAGGACCCAAAAUUACACUGGGUCUAUAGAGGUUAUUUACAGACAGCCCUACGAGAAUAUACGAAAAGUAGCGUCUGCUUUGAAAAACGAGACAGAGAUGUCCCUAAUAGAUACUACCGAUUCUAGCUUAUCGGAAUCUGUCGCGUUACCUAGCUCACCAUCGGAUCACGAUGUCAGUUCUGAUGCCAACGGCCGAUUUAAGUCCUUAUCGCCUACUUCGCCUAAAGCUCGCCGCUCUCUUGAAUCCAUUCACGAAUCCUGCCAUAGAAUGUCCGACCUGAUCCUUUGCGCCGACAUUCGCGAAGACCGAAUGAUACAAGAAACCGAAUUACCCAGAAAGCUUGUUAUGUCCCAAUACGGAGAAUUGAAGCAAGAAUCUACCAAUAGAGAAUAUACUAUCCACAAAUCCGAAGAGCGACUGUCGCCUAUUCUAGAUGUCCAAGUGAUCUCGCCCUCUAGAAGGCAGUUUCAGUAUGAGUAUUUAGAAGGAAGUACUUCAAAAGGUAACACUUCCUCAGUGCUACCCGACUCUAAAGCGGUGUCAUCCCAGAGCAUGGCUUCUCGAAUAGACACAAGUAAAGAGCUAUCCCAUCCAAUUAUGGAUUCAACAUCGACGAUACCAAAAAUCGCAGUAACACAUGAUGACCAAAGCAUAGACGACAGCAACUAUUUCACGUUAACAGAAGCAUUAACCGACAUAGAAGAUUUAGACGACGAUGAAUACUCUAGACCUAAAACAGAAAUCAAAUCUAAACUCAGAAUAAAACUAAUCCACGACGACGCGUUGACAGAUCUCGAAGAUUUCGAAGCUUCGGAUGAAGAAGAUGAUAAAAGCGUUAAAGCUAUUAUACCACAUAGUGAACCAAUAAAUCUAGACGAUCUAGAUCUAGAAGGUGGUAUCUUUGAAGAGUCGUAUAAAACGCAAGUGAAAACACAGAAAGGUAAACGGAAAUUAAAAACCCAAAGUUCUACUUCCCAAAUCAAAAGUAAAGAAAUAGACUACAAGAUAUUCGAGAACUACACUGACGAGGAAAUUUUUGAUACAGACAACGAAGUAAUAAAAGACAUUAUCCGCGAAACUGACAUAGAUCUAGACUCCUACAAUGUGGAAAGCGUUAAUAUAUCCGAUAACGCAAACAAAAUAUCUAGAUCGCCAUCACCCUUACCCAAUUUCAAAAGUGAUUCUUUUCUAAACAAUCAACAAUUUUUGAGCGCUCUGUCUUUGUCGCCCAACAUAUCAGAUUUAACAGACGUCGAAGUGUUGCUCUCAGAUUCAGACAGCGAAAAAUCCUUCAAGAAAGCCAAACCGAAAAGAAGAAGACAUAGAGGAAACAGAAGAGCUUCCGUUACGGAUGUAGAAGAUUUGGACGUAUCAGAUGAUGAUUCUAGAUUUGCUUCUUACGUUAAACCUAAGAGAAAGUCGCAGUCUAAGAUUACCAUAAAGCAGCAUGUGUCACCCUAUGAUUCGGAUAACGAAGAUAAUUUUCGUAUACCUUUCCCUAUAUGUAAAAAAAUUGCCCAGAAGAAGCAGAAUAUCUUGAACAUACCGGAAUUUGAUACUAACUUUCCUACUGACAUUGAAGAUUUCGGUGAUAUAUCUGAAAAUAUACCUAUCCCCGAAGACUCUAAAGAAGAAGAUGCAGCGUUAGAGGAAAAACUAGACGAAAUGGCGAGUUACUAUAGCGAUGUAAAGGAGGCACACAGUUCAGUAAAAAAUAAGAAAGUUUGCAGAGCGCAAUCUUUUAAAAGUGACGAUACCAUCAACGAUGCUGAUACUGACAGUGACAUCUGUCAAACUGAAACUAGCGAUAAAGAAAAAAAGGAUGAAGAAGAAGAUAGCGUAAUUUACGAUAUUAAAUUUGAGACCACUCCAACUGUCGAAACAAAAAUUAAAUCUAAAUCAAACUUGCUAUUACAAGUAGUUAAAGAUGAAGAUCCGGUUACAGAUUGCGAGAAUGUGGAUAGCUCAGAUGAAGAAGUAUUUAAAACCAUUCCGAUAGCUUUAGCAGAACAUAUAGCGGCUGUUACGGAUGAGGAAGAUUUUGGAGAUGAUACUGAUGACAGCAAUAAUACACCGGAAAUAGAAUUGCCUCCACCAGUAAGAAAUUUGAUUAUCCUUAAGGAUAAUGAAGCAUUUCCAACUAUCCAAAUUCUUCCUUUAACUGACGAAUCACCAAUUCAAUCACCUGAAGAAUCCAUGAAUGUUGAAACUGAUGAAGAAAGUGUUUCUGAAGGGGAGGAGGCUGUAGAAGGCAUAAUGCCAAUUUCGAUAUCAGACUUUAACCUGCUAGACUGCGGAAUCAUAAAUGAGAGCGAACAUGUACAAAAGCAAUCUAAGAAACUUCAAGUUCCAAUAAAAGAUGACGAGAAUGACUUAACAGAUACAGAAGAACUCGUAAUGAGUACAAGAAGACGUAGACCACCAAAAUUCAAGCACAUGCAUGAAAGAUUCAUGGCUGAAAAGAACAAAUUGUCGGUUAAAAACGAACCCGCAAAAGAUUUAACUGAUACUGAAGAUGUUGUACUUAGUGAUGGUAAUUCAGAUGAAUUUCACAGCUUAUCGCCUUUAAUUAAUCUACCAUGCGUAGCUCAAGAAGCUUUAACAGACGUGGAAGUAAUUGGUAAUAGUACGGACGAUGAAAAACAUUUUAGAGAGCUAUCUUGUACUCCCGACCAUAUGAGACAGUUGAGCGGAAAUAUGGUGAUGAACAAAGAAGGUUCUGGACCAUUUUCACUGCAAGAGCGCUUACUGGUAAAUAAACCUUUGAAGAUGGUAGGUAAUAUGGCGAUUACUCCAUCUCAUACUGAUACAGAAGACCUAGUAGCUUCAGCUGAUGAGGAUGCGAGCUACUCUAGAGCUGAAACAGCUACUCCUAAUCAGAUACAUAUAGAUUUGGAUCAAAGCAGUAAGAUCGUAUCUGAGAGCAAGAGAAAAUUGGGACCAGAAGGGUGUAUGUAUUUAAAGGGAGGUGGAUAUAUUCACCAGUUAACUGACGUAGAGUACAUUUCAGAAGAGGAGGGUCAUUUUAAUAAUAAAGUUCAACCGGUAUUAGUUGGAAUUACAUCGGAGUGUGAUUUUAAGAUUUCGUUGAAUUUUCGCGAUGGGUCUGCGUGCUUCAAAGGAGAAAGAGGUUGGUAUUUUUGUUACAAUUUUUUGAAUGCAUAA